GGGGAGAGGGAAAUAGAGAGAGGAAGAGAGAAGAGAGAGAGAGGAAGAUGAGAGGGGGAGUUUUGGAGCAACAGGGAAAGAUUGAGCUAUAAGAGAGAGCCAGGAGUGACAGAAGGAAGAAGUGUGAGAGAAGAAAUAGAUAAAUCUAGAGGCAUGGGAGAAGGAGAGAUACAAUAAUGGGAUAAAGUGGGGUGGGGGAAAUAGACAAGAAAAGAUGAGAAGAAGAGUAGGAGAGGGUGAGAGGGAAAAGUAAAGGAGGAGAGAGUGAGAAAGAGAAAAAGAGAGCGAGGCUAGAGAGUGAGAGAGAAAGGGAAAGGAGAGUGAGUGAGUGAGUGAGUGAGUGAGUAAAUGAGACAGACAUAAACAGAGAAUGUGAGAGAGAAUCAGACAGUGCUCUGGGAGACACACUGUAAAUGUGAGAGAGAGAUAUAAAAAAAAGAAAGAAGGGGAGAGGCAGAGAGAGAGAGAUGCACAGGAGUGAGGGAGACAGAAUAAGGGCAGCAGAGGAUGCAGUGUGGGGAAUGUAUCACUAUGUAACUCAUUGUGAGAAGAUCUGAGUUCUAUACUCACCAUUUCAGAGAUAUCUGCACUCUGGGCACAGUGGGCAAUGCUCUGGGUGUCUGUGAAGAGCAGGGUGGGCUCCCAGGGAUCCAGGAGGACCCCCCUUUGAGUAUACUGUCUGCACAGGAACAGGCUUAGCAUCAACAGGAGCCCGGCAGCCCGGAGAGAGACAGGCUCCUCAUGAAGCUCUUACCUGAGUGUGACAUUCAACUUGAAAGUCUGACGUUAAAUGGAUGGAUGUCAGAUGUAAGACGUGGAGAUGAGCUCAGAUCACUUGCACCACUUUCAACUCAAACCCUAGGGGAGGUGCAGUAGAUUUUUUUGUGACGCUAUUUCAGCCCCUGGUAGGAAUGCAGGAGGUAAGUGCUCAAUUACACCACAACCAGCACUUUGUUCCUUCCUCUGACACUUGGGAUUGCUGAUUUGCUCUUUUGAUUAUAAAGUCUGAUAUAAUUUUGGCUUCAUGAACAUGAUGAGCAAACUCAUUUAGCAACAAUCUGAGCUAUGGCACCUUCAAAUGAUCGAUCUUAAGAAAUCAUGUUUUCUUUCUUGUAGCUGGUCUUCCCUAUAGUAUUGGCCUAUUUAAUGAUAAUGGCUGUGUUAUAUAAGCAUGAUAAGUUACCAUUAAUAUACAUUUUUCUUGGACUGAGGAGAUAGAAUAUUGUCUGGAGCUGUCCACUCAGGACCACCAAUCAGACCUCUGUGAGGAGAAAGUCCUGGGGAGCUGUCCCUUCAGGACCACCAAGCAGACCACUGUGAGGAGUAGUUCAUGGGGAGCUGUCCCUUCAGGACCACCAAGCAGACCACUGUGAGGAGAAGUUACUGGGGAGCUGUCCUUUAAGGACCACCAAGCAGACCACUGUGAGUAGGAGAAAGUCAUAGGGAGCUGUCCAUUCAGGACCACCAAACAGACCAGUGUGAGUAGGAGAAAGUCCUGGGAAGCUGUCCAUUCAGUACCACCAAAAAGAUCACUGUGAGGAGGAGUAAGUCCUGGGAGCUGUCUCUUCAGCACUACCAUUUGGUACUUUGUAGACACACAGAAAAGGGCCACCUGCUGACUCUCAGCAUCUCAAUACUUCUCAUUCACAUCCAAGGAACAAGCAUCAGGUUCACCUUAUGAGGUUUCCCAGGAUAUUGUGGGUUCUGGCUACGUGACGGCAGUCAAGGAAGACUUGUGAAGGACUCAUUUAACCUUAAAAGUGAAUUGUGUACAAGGCAGCUCCAGGAGGAUUUGGGGUGAUUGGCAGAAGGAGAUAGAGACUUGACAAAAGGUGACACAUAGAACCGUGAAGAAGAAUUGGGGUCAAACCUAUCCCUUAAAUGAGAUGACCAGGCAAUAUGUAUUAAUGUCUCUCAAGUAAUCUGUGAGUUUCUUCCUAGUGUUUUACUGAACAACUUCAUUAUUAAUAUUCUGAAAACAAAACCAAUAUAAACAGCAACUUUUUACUGGGAAUAUGAAAUGUUUGAGGUGUUGACGGUUUUAGUCACAAGGUGCGACCCUCCAGGAGGGAAAGACAAGAACCAACACAUGUUCCUCUCUAGCUGGGAUCCUAAAUAUCAUGAUUAAGCAUGAGGAUGUGUGACAGAGGUGUCCAGAUGUUAAUUACCACUGUGGGUGCCUUUGCAGCGUUUAGCCUGAUGACCAUAGCUGUGGGCACAGAUUACUGGCUAUACUCCAGAGGUGUCUGCAAGGCUAAGUCCACUAAUGACAAUGAAACCAGUAAGAAGAACGAAGAGGUGAUGACCCACUCAGGGCUUUGGAGAACCUGCUGCCUUGAAGGUAAGUCACCUUCAGAUGCAUGAGCUUUUGGAGUUAACCUCACAGCUUGAUGUAUAUUUGGCUUCAAUAUAUUUUGGGAAUAAGCAAGGCAUGUUUUUUUUAGGCAGAUGCAAGGUACCCAUCAUCUUCUCCAGGUUACCAAAGUGUGCUAGACACCAUGUCACUUGUGGCUGUAAUUUGGAACCUCUUCAUAUCUAAAUAAAAUGCAAUGGACCUCUGGACGUAGGUUAAACAUCAGGGUUUCUUUAAAUACACUUCAUUUAACCCUUUAUAAUAUUGAAGUGUUCAUUUUAAAUACUGCAAAAAAUCUAUUUGUUUUAUCUCUUUAUUAUUUUAAGGGACUUGCAAACAUCUGCAAUACAAUACAAUCAGAAAAUAUACAAUAUGAAUUCAAAUUGAUAUCAUACCAUCAUUAGGACAUAGUGAUAUAAAAGUCAAGUAUUAACCCUUCCACCGCUGGGGAUUUUGACAAAUGUAAAGUGAUUUUUUUUUUGGUGGGGGGGGGGUGAAAAAUUAUAGGAAUCCAGAACUUUCUGAUUUCUAAAUAUUCACCCCACUCUGUCCUAAUGUAGGGUGCAUGGAUAUAGAACUGGGUGCAUCACAGUUAAAUCAAGUUUAAAGCAUAGCUUUAUUGUGCAUUGCUACCCAGCAUAUCCCUUAAAGGGUUAAAAAAAAUUGCCAGUAGAAUUUGUUUGGUUUAUUUGAAAAGAUUUAUUGGCCAACUUAUUGCCUCUCUCUAUCUGUCCUACUUUAAUAUCUCAUUCAUCUACCCUUAGUCUAUGCUUUACAAAAACAUUUGUUUCUGCUUGUUUGCUUUUUUUAAUUUAUUUUAGUAUGAUUUUAUUCUAAUAUUAGUAGGUGUGUGGGCAGAGUGUUUCGCAGAGCAUUGCGUGGAAUUCUGGUCUACAGAAAGGGUUAACUACUUCACAGCCAGCGGUCAGCCAAGCAUUGCAAAGCAAUGUGUUGCUAUUUCCUCAUUAACAAAAUAAAAUCACCGCAGCCUUUAGCAUGUUAAAAGUAAAAAAAAAAAAAAACACCUAACAACUGCUCUUGUCCGAACCUGUAUUUAUAUCGACAUUUUGAGGAUUGCCAAUUUGAAUUUGAAGUUGAAGGUGUUAAAAUUAAAAAAACAAACAAAAUCUAAAUACACUGAAAAAAAAUGAAGGGAAAAAAAUAUAUAAAAAAAAAAUUUCAAACAUUAAGAUUGCUAAAUACAAAGGGGGAAGAUUGUUGUUGGUUUUUUUUGUACCAGAAAGGGUUAAUAAAACCAAUGAAAAUUGGUUAAAAUUACUUUUGCUAUCUAAGUCACAAAUUCUCUUUGUAUUUAAUCUUCUUCCAGAUUAAUCAAGCUUUCUACAAUCUUUCGAUGUUGUUUUCCUGAGCUGCUCACCUUAAUUCUGAGUGGUAUUUAAUAAAACCAUGGUUAUAUAUUCCUGAAUUCUAUCAGAAAGUGUUCUAACUGUACUGUGUACUGUGCUGGGUGAAUCUUAAAUAGAGGCGUAAUAUGUAUUUAAAGUAUAGUAUUUCUAGAGUCAUGUAAUAUAUAAUGCAACUCAUCAGACAGCAGCUGAUUAUAUUAUAUGCAAUAUGGCGGUUGACAUUAAUAUAAAAAUACUGUGCUAGCUAUACUAUAAUAAGUUUAACUGACUAUGAUACAACAGAGUGGCGCAUUUAAUAAGGUCAUAAUAGAAUGAUAUACUUUGAGAGAAUUUAAUGCAUGCUGUAGUAACAAAGUGAUGCUAGAUCUUUUUAUUAUACACAUUGUUACAAAGUAAUACAGGCUAAAAAAUAACUCAUGUCCAUCAAUUUCAUUAUUUUGUACAUCUAUAGUAUAUUUAGUGAAGGGAUACAAUAUACAUACAGUAACAGUUAUAUAAAAUAAUGAAAUAUAUGAUACAAGUAUAGGUAGGCUAUGAUAUGGAUCAGUAUAUAAUACAGCAAUGUGUUUAAUUAUAAUAUACGCUAUGUCAUAUGAUAAGAGGGAGAGACAUAAUAUGAAGAUAUAAUAUAACAUAUGGUACAGUAUCAGGCUGGGAUAUGAUAUAAUGCAGGGUAUACAUAUAACUGUGAGAAAUAUCAAUGUAUGUGUAGUAAAAUCACUUUAGAAAUGAUUUAUUUGACAUAGUAACUGGCGGGAAUAUGAUGUAAGAGAGCAUGUCACAAAGCCACAGGAAGGGUUAUGCUGUAAUCUUAUAUAUAAUACAGGAGAGGUUGGGAAUGUGAUAUGACGCAAUAUAUAAUACAGAAUAUAAACUAUAUAAACCGUAAUGUGUGUGAUACCAUAUAUAAUACAAGAACAAGAUAAGUAUAUUGUCCAAUUGCAGGUAUGGAUGGUUUUAUCAUGAAUAUAAGGUCUACAGCAAUAUUUCUUCAUUAAAAGGGCAGACAGACAGAUAGAUAGAUAGACAGAUAGAUAGAUAGAUAAUUUAUUAGAUUAGGUUUUUUGUUGUUAUGCAGAUUAUUCCUUGGGAUCUCCUUCAAAAGCAAAACAAAAAACAAAUGUUUUAUAGAGCCCUUAACUUACCUCUAUUCCAGUGCUGGGAAAGACUCCUCAUUCCUCCCCUUGUGACAUCAUCAGUUCUGAUGAUUAUUGUCCAAUCAGAUACUUCUCAUAGAGAAGUAUUGAGAACACACAGCACUCGCAGUUCUUGCCACAAUCCUGUCAUUCAGUGCUUCUCUAAGGAAAUUAAUGCAAUGGACACGUCCAACUUCAGCAUAGUUGGAUGCUGAUGGCCAAUAUCAAAUAGAUUCAAUAAAAAAAUCUAUUUGUGUCAGAGGCCCAAACUGGCUGUCUGCAUGAGAGCCACUACUAGGCGUGGUAGAACCUACAAAAUGUGAGGAAAUGGAUCUGUUUUAAUUUUCAAGGCUAAGGGACAUUAUCGAUACCCCAAAAUCACUGCAUUAAGAUGAAAUAAUUCUGGUGCCAGGACUGUCCCUUUAACCCUCCGCUGACACUUGAACAUACACAGUGUUUCCACUGCCUUCUGGGAAAUUCAGUCCCGCUGUCAGAGCUCCAUAGAUAACCAACAUAAAUGGCAAUCAGAAUAAAUCUAAUUAGUCAGUAAGCUUAACAAAUAAUUACAUAUUUAAAAGCUGCUAAUUAAUGGAUUUGGCAAGGAAAGAUAUUGCAGAUUAGAAAUAAACUAACAAUUUGCAGCCAAAAUAGUCUCUGUCAGGGGUGACAUUCAACACAUUAUUAGUGUUCUGUCCAAUGAACACAGCAAUAUUUGGAGUGAGAACAGCUUCCGUUUACGAGGAAAUGUUACUAAAUAUUGCAGAAUGUUAAAAGAUGAAAAUUGUUCAAUGUGUUGACAAUGAGCUUGGAAUCUAUAGUUAAAAGUUAGACCUUGCAGCACAAACCAAAAUCUCAGCAUACACUGGAUUUACAGGAAGAGGGCAAAUACCUCCAUCUUGCCCCUACCUACAGACGCCCAAACAAAACUGCUCACAUUUUGCCUUUACUCUGGUUUUUUAAAAGGACACUAUAGUCACCAGAACAACUACAGCUUAUUGAAUUUGUUCCGGUGAGUAGAAUCAUUACCCUCAGGCAUUUUGCUGUAAACACUGUCUUUUCAGAUAAAAUGCAGUGUUUACAUUACAGCCUAGUGAUAACUUCGCUGGCCUCUCCUCAGAUGGCUACUAGAGGUGCUUCCUGGGGCAGUGCUGCACAGCGUGAUUGACGUUCAGUGUCUCCACCCUCUACAUGGAGACACUGAACUUUCUUUAUAGAGAUACAUUGAUUUGAUGCAGCUCUAUGAGGAAAUGCUGAUUGGCCAAGCCGGUGUUUGGCCCUGCCUCAUCCAGCCUCCUUGCUGAUUUCAGCCAAUUCAAUGCUUAUCCUAUGGCAAAUUCUGAUGAUGUCAGCAAGGUUGCAGAUCGGGGGUGGGGUCAACACUGGCCGACCCAUGCUGUGCUGGAAUUAAGGUACGUUUUCUUACAUUUUAUGUGGGUAAAGGGGUGGCAAGCCACCUAACUCGUGGUUUUAAUACUAUAGGGUCAGGAAUACAUGCUUGUGUUCCGGAUCCUAUAGUUUUCCUUCAGAGAACACUAACAGACCAGAGGGGGUUAUAAUAAAAGCUGGACCACUGGUGGAACUGGCUUACAACAAGUAAUAUUCACCAAUAACAUUAUAUUUAUAAUACAUAAUAAAAUACCCAUGAGAGACAGAUUAGAUAGAUGGAAAAUAAAGACACAGACAGACAGACAGACAAACAAACAGAUGAGUGGAUAGACAUAUAGAUAGAUGGAUUGUUCAUUGGUUUUGUUUAUAAGAACAAUCUUGUAAUUAUGUCAAACCCUUAAUUUCUUUUUGUAAUAUUGUAAUAUAUACAGUUGAAGGCUUGAAGAAAAGAGAGGGAUAUCCAUGUUUUUAGUGUUUUAUUUGGUUCGCCGUCUGUGCUUAUUAUAUCUGUCUGUGCAUAUUGUGGGAAUGGUAACAUAAGCAGUAAAUAUUCUUCUUAGAUAUCAGGAUUCAGGUUUCUUGUGGUGUUCACAACUCUGCCUCUUUGGACCAGCAAACAACAAAAUGAAAUUAAAGGGAUACUCCAUACACCCAGACCACUUCUGCCCAUUGGAGUGGUCUGGGUGCCAACUCCCACUACCCUUAGCCCUGCAAGUGUAAUUAUUGCAGUUUUCAUAAACUGCAAUAAUUACCUUGCAAAGGGUUAACUCCUCCUCUAGUGGCUGUCUGCUAGACAGCCAAUAGAGGGCACUUCCUGGUCUACAGCACAGGUUUUCUAUGCUAUGGCGUCGCUGGACAUCCUCACGCUAUGUGAGGACCUCGAGUGUCACUAAAAUCCCCAUAGGCAUUGAAAGCAUUGCCGCGCAUGCGCAUUAUGUCUCCUCCGCCGGCUGACGUCGGCGGGGGAGGAUCGUGGCCGGACCCUAAACCACUGCCGAAGGACAUCGGCGGUGGUCUCUGGUAAGUCACUGAAGGGGUUUUCACCCCUUCAGCAACAUGGGAUGGGGGGUGGGAGGGAGAGGGUUUUGCUGGCACUGGAGUGUCCCUUUAAGAAAUACCUAAUGCAUAAUGUUCAUUAACAGUUUGGUAUUUUUUUAAAGUCUCCGUCCACAUCGACACAUUGAUUUUUAACAGUGGAUCCAUUAGUUUGUGUGCCAAUGAAGAAAACAACUAGAUUUGAAAGUUAAUGUAAAUUGCAGGACAUGCUUAUAAUCAUCUCAAAUGUGUCUUGUGGUCUCAGGUUCUUCCUGGAACUAUGCGUGUCCAAGGGCAAGUGUAACAACAAAAAAGGAAAGUGAAAAUUAAUUAUACAAUAAAGCAAUAUAUAGGUGCUAUCUGAUCCAAAUGAGGCAGAGGUGGAAAAACUCCACAGGGAAAAUUUUACUUCUGCCAUCACUUUUAAGUAUCGGAGCUUUGCUCUUUGCUCUUUUUCAUGUGAGUGAGCUUGAUUCAUUCCUACUUAAAAUGUUGUAAAAUUCUUUGGCCAGUUAGACUGUUUAUGUGUUGUUAUUUUUGUUGCCUCAGUGUUUUAGAAGAUCAUUUUUUUAUACUUUACACUUUACCGAGUAACCCUGCAAAUAUUUAGCCGAGGGCCUGUAUUUAUAAGCACCGUCGGCUUGGGUAAUAGCUGAAGAAUACGGCUAAUCUGAAAAUUAGUGGUGAUGGAAUUCCCUGCCUGAAACAAGUUAUAUUUAAAAAUAUCCUUGCCAUAAUUACUAAGAUGUUUUGUCAGCCUGAAGACAGUAAGUAAGUCAGUGUUACAUUUUCAGAUAUAAAUUUUAAAUUGCAAGAAAACAAAAAAAACUCACGAAUACAAAAACGGCAUAACAAGCACAAAGCUUUAGGAGGGUGAAACGACAAAAACACAUUUCUGACACAAAUGAUUCCAUUUGCAAUUAUACCCACAAUGCUUUGCAGGGCCGGUGGGAAGCGUAAGAGUGAAAUGGAGCUUUUUCUCAUUAAAUAGUCUUCAGUGGUAUGUCCCACUUCGUGCAUGAGGGGAGAGAUGAUUCCACUGGUAAUGUCUCUUCUCUGUGUAUGUCCUGACAGCUGGGAUAUUACACUAAACUAAUCCUUCACAAGACUCAUUUUCUCAGUAUAUUUCUGGAGAUUAAUGCAAAUCUUAUUUGAGGUGUACUUAAUCCUUCGCCAUGUCAUAUUAACAUACAUUCCAUUUGUGUCUUGUACUUGAUAAGGGCCAGACAGUGCAAUAAGGCACGCGUGGGAUUAAAGGCACACUCACAGCUUCAGGACUGUCUGAUUACAUGCGCUGUGUACAAAUUAAUUCAGUCCUAUACUAGAGUAUAUUAUAGAAUAUAUGUGAAAUGCAAAAAAAACCAAACAAUUAAAUAGAAAAAAAUAUAUAUAGGCGGCUGAAAAAAUAUCUAAUAUCACAUAGCAAGGCCCCUGGCAAUCCAUACAAAGGCACUAACAGGGUUUCACAGCAAACUUAAAAAAGUGGGCCUAAAAAGCAAUGUUUUAUUUAUUUUUUGUUAAAACAUACUAGACUUUUAAGACUUGAUUUGACCCAUUCUUUGUUUUAAUGCUUUUUAUUAUUAAUUAAUUGAAGGAACGCUUCAAGCACCAUAAAUACCAAAAUGUCAUGUAGUGGUUAUGGUGGCAGGAGUGCUUUGGCACUCUCUCAGAGUAAAUUGUCACACCAUUAUUGUCAGAACUGUUUGACAACUUACCUGGGUUUGCUGGGUGACCUCACUCUCUUGCUGAAGGACUGCACUCAUUGGCCGAGAGAUGUGCCUGCUUAGCUUUUCCUCUCCUGUAAGGAGAUUCCAGGAAAAGAGGGAGUACGUGUGGGCACCCGGUGAGACCCAGGUAAGUUGUCAAACCGUUUGCUGUUUCUAUUCCAUAAGCAAUCCUUUAUGGGCUCAACAGGGGUUGGAGGAGUUGUAGUUUAAUGGUCAGCUUUCUACUAAAGAUAGGAAAUAGUUGAACUGUAACUCUCAGAGACAUGACCUCUUCUACAGCAAUAUUUAUUGCCCACAAAGGGAAAUACUGCAGGUUGGAAGGGAGUGGCAGAAAGGGUGGGCUUGUCGAACCAAACUAUAUGUAGAUAAAGAAAAUGAACCCCCUGCCCCUUCAAACUAAUAUCACUAACUGUAAGAUAACUGGACUCCUUGCAACUAACCCGGGGGUGCAAAGAAUGUCCUCUUAUUAUCAAAUACAAUUUUCACCUUUUUGGGGGUAACAAUGUAUAUUUUGAUUGCUACAAUAAAUGGAAUUGAAGUGUUUAUUGGGGUAGGGGAUGCAGUAUAUUAAUAUACAAAACUUAUUCUCUGAGUGACUGAGGUGGUCUGUCUAUCCUUCAGUUUCUAUCCAUCUUUCUAUCUAUCUCUCUCUUUAUCUAUCUAUCUAUCAAUCAUUGCCAUGAAAAACUGUACUUGGCUAACAUCUAGAUCAUGAGUCUCAAACUCUCUAAUUUCCAGAUGUCGAUGGCCUACAACUCCCAGAAUUCUUUGAAUGCAACAGAUGGUGGGAGUUGUUGUUCAGCAAGACCCAGGGGGCGGGGGGAGGGGGGCACAGUUUGAUAUUCCUGAUUUAGACUAUCCUAGUCAGCCAUGAUCACACUUAAAUUAGUUUGACCCUUAAAACCAACAGAGAAACACCCUUUUCUUAUUGUUCCACGUUUAAGUUUGUAUUAUCAAAAUCUAUGAACCCUCUUUCGGCUGGGUUUCCCCACAUCUACAGUAUGUGGGAUUGGAUUACUUUAUUUAUGACAAUAUUCUAGACUCUUUUUGAAACCCGAUAUCCAGUACAUUUAUCCAUCUUGAUCUUGUAUUACCCAGGCUAAGCCCUCGACUUGCUCCAGGCGUUUGACCCACUGAUACCUUCCGCCAAGGCCAACAGUGCGUUGGAAUUUGCUUUACUAAAUUUCUAGUUUUCGGGUUUAAAUUAGGCACAAUCUUGGUGCAAUAGUUGAAUGCUUGGCUAAAACACCAAACAUAUUUCAGUUCCCCUGAGUUGUUCUAGUAAAACAGCUCCUACAGAAUUUUCCUCCAUACCUAACAAGUCUUAAUAUAUCUCCCACACACUGUAUGUUGCUGCUGUAACUGAGAAAGAGCAAAACGUGAAUUUCAUAUUCUUUACUUGACAAUAAAGACAUGCGAAAUGUGCCUUUUACAUUUAUAAUCAGGUAAGUUAUGCCACGUAAAUUGGACUUAAAACCAAAUUAAUGGAGAAUUUGAACAUCAUCCCUGUAAGUGUAAUGAAUCUGGACUGUGGUAAUCCAUGGCUGUUGAGAACAUAAGGCAGACAGUACCCCAUGCCAGGGGAUAAGAAAGGCACCAAGUGAACCCAACAAUCUCCAUUGAGAACGUGUAGAGAAUAAGAGAGUCUCAUUUUAACGGAAUAGUAAGCCAGGUCAGAAGUCGAGCUGUAGGGUGAGCUAAUGUCAUGCAUUCAAUGUCUUGUCCCUGAGAUGGGUUGGCGGGACCGGCAUACAGAGAGGGUUAAGAUAUGAUGUGUAAGGGUAUGGCAGUAUGGGACCAUGUAUAGUGAGGGAGCCCCGCUCACGCUGACUGCAGCAUGUCUUCGAAGCAAGGGUGACUCAUUACAAGAAUUUAUUCCGCUGAGAUUCACACACAUUUAGAUCAACUCAAACCUCUUCAUUUCUCUGCAGAUGACAAUACUAGUCUUUCUGUAAGAAAAGCCCUAAAUUCACUUAAAGGGGAAUUAUGGUGAAAAAGAUCCCUGAUAUGUCAUAGCUUAUAUUAACAGGUGCCAUUUGGAUAGAUUGCAAUGGUCAUAGUCAUUACAUUUAAAAUAUAUUCCCUCCUCCUGCCUUUUCCAUGACAUUACUGAAACAAACACAUUUUGUGAGCACAAGCCUUUACUAAGCAGUACAUAUCAGGCUGCUGUCAAUCCAAACAAUUAGGCAGGUCAACUGCUGUUUUUAGAGUACUCGGGAAGUAAAGGCUACUCGUAUUGGAGGGGAAACCUUAACCAGCUCCAAACCGCCCAAUAUCUUCUAAAUUAAAUGCCAAUGGCAAUUGCAACUGCUGCAGAGUAGCAUAUAUAAACAUAUAUUAUAACAUAUCAAAAGUCAGAACUAACAUAAGGGAGCAAAACUUGUAUCUAAUUAAUUAACUAUGGAACUUUUAUUAUAUAUUGCUAUUUUGUAGUUGUUGUCCUAUACAAUAUAGCUUUAUUGUUCCAAUCGAUUAUUUUCUCUUCUUGUUUAGUUAUCCACAGAAUUAGCAUCACAAUAACUACCAGCGUGAUUUAUCUUAGUAAAUAUUUUAGGAUUUAAUUCUUCUUUUACUGAUUGAACUAUUUUUUUCUUUUUUACAUUCUUUAUUUUUGUGAGUUAUAGCAGAAAGUACAACAUUUUUCCUGAGUUGCAUAUAAACAUUAUUAUCAAAGAAGCUGGACAUGCAUCACAUAGCUGAACCUACUCAUUUUAAUUUUUUGUUAACCCAGGCUCUCCUAUAGUUCAGCUAAUAAGCUUUUAGCUGGAGGGAUACGGGUGAUGGGCCUCAUACACCUUGUGACUGAGUGGUAUAGCACCAUUAAACAAAAGCUCUUGUAAGGCACCUACGGGAAGUUUAAUAAGCUGUGAAUCCUUCGAUAGCUAAGGAAUGGAGCUUUAAGGCACUGUUGCCUAAUCGUAAGGCUGUGAUCAUAUGAAGAGUGUGCAUUGGCUAGCUUUAAAGAUACAUGUGGUACCCUUGUGCAUUCUAUGUGGGGGGAGAACAGGGAUAAGCUAAGUUAGAGCUUCCUCAUAAACCUACGGAGCCAGGUCAACAUAAUUGAACUAUUCUAACGGGGGAAGGAUAGGUGGUAGAUGCAUGGUACAACCCUUCAAUGGAAAUAGUCACGGCUGAUGUAUAUCUACACAACGAGCAAGGGUGGAAAUUUUCACUACAAGUUAAAGCAUCUACAAUCCCUUAUGAAUAUAUUAUGAAAUGUGCUUAAUCCAUACUUUCAUUGCAGCACAGAGAGGAAGAUAUGUAAAACUGUACUUAAGCGUUAAGGAUUAUUCUCCAGCAAACAAGUCAACAUAAGGUGAAGUCUAAAGGCAAGUCCAUAUGGUCUAUAAGAUAAGCAGGUAGAACUGGUUAAGUAGCAGGAUGGCAUUGGCCAGAGACUGCCAUGGCUUACUGGAUGGCCAUUAUGCUAUAAUAGUACAUAGAACAUUGUGCAGAAUAAGCUGAAGGUCUUUGUAACCCGAGGCUUAAAAUUUUAAGACCUACACUACUAGCCAUACACUAAAAGUUAGUUGUCACUGCAAGUUAGGAGGGUCCAUGGCAAUUCGCCAGGAUUGAACAUCUACUAGCCAGGGCUACAUUUUCACUCCCCAAAGGCUAGUGGCAAUUGCAAAUGUUAAGCCCUGCAAUAUCCCUCAUGGGAUAUUUACAAAGAGGGCAUGGAAAGAAAAGAAGGUAGGCUGAGGUAGGUUGGGUGCAAGACCAGGACAGACAACAAACUUUCCAUGCAGCACAUUAGACACUGGCCAAGAUGUAGACAAUUGGUCCUGUGGUCGACACAUGCGCACAGUUCAAUUCUGGCCCAACCUAUUUCCACAGUUCCGCCUCACCCAUAAUGUCUGCAAUGUUUUGUUUUCUCUAGAUCUAAAAGUGUCGAGGGUAUGUGUGCUAGGAGCAUAUAAAUUGAAUUGUUUGUGUACACAAAUGUAUUAAUAUCAAACGUUUGUAAUGGAUGGAAAAUCAUCAGGACCUGGGUCAUUAUCAAUUGGCUCAACACAGAAAAACCCCCACAAAUUUCGGAUUAAAAAAUCAGAGUUAAUAUCUACAUAAUAAUGAUUAAAGGGAUCAUAGCACAUAUUUAUAAUUUUUUACAAAAUGUGCUUCUGAGUAAUCAAAAAAUGCUAAUUUAGCUCAACAUUUUGAUCAAUGAAGAAGUCACAGAUGCAUUUAUCAAAUCUUUGGCAUUCAAAUGGUAAACGUAGCGCUCACCCCUAAAAGAUUUAUGUGCCUUUGUAAAAACUCUGUUCAAGACACGGACGUACUCUGAAGAACUUACCUCUUAAUUCAUUGUGGAUGUUCUUGUCGCGUUGUUUUACAUUAAAAAAAUUAAUCUAUAAUUUAUGCAUAGCCUUAUUUAAAAAAAAAAGAGAGAACUAGGCCACAGCAGUAAAAAGUAGUCCCGAAACAUUGUAUCACCGGUUUGCUGUCGCUUUUGAUCAGUUGGAAGCGCUAAGAUCAAACCUCUGUACUGUCUUGUACCCGAGAAAGUCUAAGUGCUCAUUAAAGGUGCCGAACACGCUGCAUGCCAGUAAAAUUGUCUUGUAAAUAAUUUUAAAAAACAGAAUCUAAUUGGUUUCUUGAAACUCCAGCCAUAUGUUGUGAUAGCUUGUUGGCAGAAGCGCGGCAGCGAAAGGUUUAUGUUUCAAAGGGUUUGUUUCUUUAGAUUUACUCGUGAAAUAUUUUUAUGACUAAUCAAAAGACGCAGAAGGUGCCCUAGUGAAAAACAGCACCAAUGCAGCCAAAAGCCGGCUGGGAUUUACAUAGGAAGAGGCAAUAUUUUAACAAAAAGUACAUUUAUUUUCUAUAUUACUCCAAAGGGCACUGCAAAAUUUUAAAUACAAAUGAAGGCAAUACAAUAAUAUAUAUUUUUUUUUAUAAAGUGUAUCUUUCAAUUAUUUUACUGCAAUGUCAGUCUCCAAAACAAUUAUAAAUGUGUAUCAUGCUGUAUAAAGGGCAUUUAGUAAAUGUUGCUUAGCCUGCGAGAGCAGCCAUUUUAACUUGAUUUGCACGAUUAGUUCAUCAGAAAAACUCAAAUAUCAAAUGUAUUACAAGAUAGGAGGUUAAUUUUAUGCUACACACUUUUAUUGGACUUACUAAUGAGCACUUUUCUUUCUCAAAAGAAGAAAGCUUAUAUCAACUGUAUAUUUUAUGACUAGUCCUCCAAAUUGGUUUACUUCACAAUUUUGGUAGAAGUUAAUGUGUCUGACAACUCCAGAGGAACAAAAAAGUAGGUUUGGGCACAACCAGUAGUUUCUUCAGUAGGUAGACUUAAUUGUGGAGUACAAAAAUUUAGACAACGUUUCGGCUCCCCUGAGCCUUUGUCAAGUAUUGACAAAGGUUCAAGGGAGCCAAAACAUUGUCUAAAAAUGUUUUAUAGCACCCUAGUGGGAGUACUCCCUGAAAAUGUGUGUGUGCAAAGUGCUUUGAAAAUUCUAGAACUCCAGAAGGAUGACAGAGCACUACAGAGUUUAAUGACAGGGAUGCGAAACUCAGACCCUUAUCUGUUGGUGAACUAUAUAUAUAUUGACAUUCUUUGAGUGGCAUAGUUGGCAUUGAAUUAUUCUAAUUAUAGCCGUUGGUAAAAUGGCAGCCCCCAUAAAUAUAAGGAUAUGAAACAGUGAGAAAUACUAUUCAUAGAAUACACUUCAUAGAAUGUAAACAAGGGCAGUAAAACAUAACAUUUCAAAACUAUUAUCAAAACAUAUCAAAAUGAAAAACUGAGGCUACAAGGUCCCUAAUAUCAUAAGUAUAAGUCAAAGUGGUUUAAUGUCUUUGUAAAAAUUCUUUGCAAGACACAGAUGUACUCUGAAGAAUUUACAUCUUAAUUAAUUGAGGAUGUUCUGUUUGCGUUGUUUUACAUAAAAAAAAAACAAUUGUCAAUAAUGUAUACAUUGCCUUAUUAAAAAAUGUUUUUAAAAAAAUAGGCACGGCAGUAAAAAGUAGUUCCGAAACAUUGUAUCACCAGUGUGCUGUUGCUUAUGACUACUUGGAAACGCUAAGAUCAAACGUCUAAUAGAUCAUGCCGCACUACUUUAAUAUUGUACUAUGAGGACUUGAAUAAAAUCUGCUGUUCGCAGUACAUGUGAUCUGUUUAGGUUUUCCUAAAGCGUCUACUACAGUUCUGAGGUUAACAGUAUUGUGCAUAUUGAAUGAGGUAGGAAAAUUUUUUAGUUUUUAUAAAGAAAAAGUGCUGAGAGUUGCUACAAACAAAGAAUCACAAGUCAAACCAAUGGAAAAUAGUUUGACUACUUGCAUUGGGGAGUGCUGGUGUACUUCUGACACCAUAACCACUACAGCGCGGAUCCGGAUAAAAGCAAAGUUGUGUGUUUGGGAUAAAAAAAACACAUACUUUCAACAUAUAGCUUAUGCAGUGUAAAGGAAAUCAUAAAUGAUUAAGCAUGUGGGAAUAUAAAUAGUGGUCAGUGUUGGUCAGCGCCAAUUGAGGCGUUAUCAUGUAUAAAAGGAAGUAAUGUCUCAAAAAGGACAUUAUUGAACUAAAAAGGUUUGCGGCAAUAUACUACAAUUGAGGUAAUGAAAGAAUUUAAGAUCUAAAUUGAUGCUCUCAAAAAAGAUGUCUUAUUAGAGUAUACUUAAUUAUUAGAAAACAGGUCGUUUCGGUAGAAGUGGUCAGGGCUCUUUUCUGUCCCUAUCGCUACAGAGAACAGGCUGUCAUUGAAUUAUUAAGAUCAUCUUUUCACAGUGAGUUUAUUUAUACUGCAAAAGAGGCUCUUGAUCAUAAGAUCUCAUUAAAAUGCAAAAUUAUAUUAAAGGGGAGGACAAGGACCUCUCAGCAGAGUCUUUCAAGGCACAUGCUGGGCAAACAACAGAUUACUAGUCUUUCAUGAUUGCGUCUUCGUACUUUUUGCAAGAUAUAUAAUUGCUCCUGAUGUCCCUUUCAAGUGUUCUGUUUAGUAUACGGCAAAAUUGUUUGUGACAACAGAAAGUUCAACAGUCUCCAUUCUACCUUAUCCAUUUUUUCUUUAAAAACUGUUGAGUUAGUUUGAAGUUAUUUUUCACUGUUAAACAAAUAAAAUGUAGAACUAUUUAAUAAAUGGUCUGGGAGCACUUUAUGCUCUCUUGCGUAGAGCUCUACACAGUUCUUUAAUACGUCCCUUGGUUCUCUUGACUCCUUCACAAGUGGCUACUCUUUAUGUGUAGUUUCAAAUACUGUUAGCUUAUUUCACAAGUGGUGAAUGACUCACGUAAAAUUAUGAUUAAAUCAUUUUUAUGUUACUUGGCCUUAUUUUGGUUUUUUUGGGGGGGGGAUGAGGGUGUUUGACAAACUAUUUUUAAAUGUUAUGACAGAAAACAUGGCUAUUGCAGUCUAAAAUGUACGGUUUUGUAUCCAAUUAUUACUUUUUAAUGAUGCACAUUUUCAAAAACUAAAAGCACACAACAAAGCUAUUUUAAACUAUUUUAUUUUGCAAAGAUUCCACAGAUGGCAAGUCACAUUCAAGCUUUGGGCUAAGAUCAUAAAAUAUAACAAUAUGACCAGAAGUUCAUUUGAAAAGCAUUUUCUUACAAAAAAGCUUGUACGACAAGUGAAAACUCGAAUAGACACCAUCUUGUCUCUUCAUAAAAGGUCCAAGCUGAAAUCAGAUUCUGUGUCAGGGAGAGGGCAGCAGUCCAUUUUGAAGCAACAUAUAAUCUUUGUCUGAGCAUUCAGCCCUCAAUCACCCUCUGUUCCAUCAUCAGGAAAGAGCUUUAUAGAAAUGUUACCAAUCAAAAUGAUCAUAAGGACCUCAUCACCUCUAGCGCUAUUCACAAUAGCAAGAUACAGCUGCGGAAGCAGUCUAAUUACAUGGGGACUGUAGGCUGUGAAAUGUGCCGAUGGCAUUUAGACUAUGCCUAUUGCUACAAUGCAUUAACCCCUGCUUGGUCCUGCACUGUGAUAUAUUGACCUGUGACAGGUAAUUUACAUGAAACAUAUAUUAUAUAUAUGAUAUACGGUUUGAGCUAACCCGGGCAGUGAAUUAAUACAUAGAAACAUAGAAUGUGACAGCAGAUAAGAACCAUUUGGCACAUCAAGUCUGCCCAAUUUUCUAAAUACUUUCAUUAGUUCCUGGCCUUAUCUUAUAGUUAGGAUAGCCUUAUGCCUAUCCCAUGCAUGCUUAGACUCCUUCACCGUGUUAACCUGUACCACUUCAGCUGGAAGGCUAUUCCAUGCAUUCCCUACCCUCUCAGUAAAGUAAUACUUCCUGAUAUUAUUUUUAAACCUUUGCACCUCUAAUUUAAGACUAUGUCCUCUUGUGGCCAAUCACUGCAAAGGACCAAUUACUGGAAAUGUGGCAUUUCAGUGGCACUACCAUUCCUCAUUGAGGAAAAGUCAGCAUCGCUCGUGGUCUACAACCAAGAUUUAGACAGAUGUGCCCUCCGUUUAUUGUUUUCUCUGCAGGGAUGCACUGAUAGAACAUAAUACCCAGUAAUUGCCUGUGCCAUGGUAGGUAAAGUCUGUGCCAAGGUAGGUAUACAUUUCUCCGUUGAUGAGAUUGGCACAGGGGAAACACAGAUAAGAGGACUAUGUCUUCUCCGUGUCUUCUAAUUUUCCCACCCUAAGGUAUAAAAACAUAGCUGGUGGCACAAGUUACUGCGACUGCUAUCGUACUGGCAAGGUAGGAUAGACAGAAAGACUUGUGUCGUGGUAGACAUAUUAAAUUCGGUUUCCCUUUUAGAAAAUUGGCAGAGAGUUUUGACAGAUUCUGGUGAAAUGUUGCAUUCUCACAAAAUACCCCUGUGACGAAGUGCCCUUCGCCACUUGGUCCUGGAGAGGCCUACUUGCCAGCCUCCUCCCCUGUGACUAUGACUCUUUCAUGUAUCUGGCUUUAAAGCACCUAGUCUACCUUCAGACAGACUAUUUAUGUAGGCUGCUUUAUUUAUCUUAUGUUUUAGUCACCCUGUACCUAUUAUAGGUGCAGGGUGUGUGUAAUGUAAUUGUUUAUAGUGUGUGUGUGUGUGUACUGUGUAAUGUAUUGCCUGCUCUCUUGUAUUGCUGAGGUUUGCUACCAACUAGGUGGGUUUGGCUAUGGAGCUUGUCUAGUGCCCUCUGUUGGUAGCAACAGCAAUAUGCACUACCUGAAUUGCAAGACUGGUUCAUUUGUAUAUUCGGGUAGAUUUGCAUAUUGCUAAUUCUGCAGGCAGGUGAGAUAUUUACUGUUAAAUAUUGUCUCCCUCCACCCCUUUAAAAAUGUGCCAUUGUGUUGUGAUAAGUCACUGUGUGUUGCUUGAUAUGGUUUGACUGUUUGUGAUUUUAUUGAGGUUUCACAACAAUGUUAUUGUGGUGACUGUAUUGGCUGGUCCCAAGGGAAUAAAGGUUUUGACAGUUCUUCUUGAUCCCUCUAAAUGUAGCCUUGUCUCGCUAUUGGAGGGAGCUGUUAUAAUCACACUGGGGAUUGCUAUGCUCUGCAUGCUCCCCUGAGCUUGAGUCACUUAGCUCUUUUAAGAGCUUGUUCCUGACACGCUCUCCUUGGAGGAGGGGUCUUCACCACACAGUCCUGGAUGCUGGAAGUUCAUACAGGGUGGAAGGAAGAGUUCUUUCCCACACAGUCCUGGAGGACAGAAACUGAUCCAGGGUGGAAGGAAGACGGCGAGACUCCAGUCAAGAUACGGCGGUUGCGGAGUCUGCGGUGGUUGUGGUGUCUGCUGCAGUGCUUGGAGUCCUCAGGAAGCGCUAGGAGCAUCCGUCAACGGAGGGUACUCAGUCGGAGUACAGGGAGCUCCGUUACAACCCCGAAGGCAUGUUAGGUUUGUUAAUGCCACAGAUACAUAAAUUCAGUAGGAAAUUGUAUGCUAAUUUGCAGCAGAAGGAAAUUUUUAUAGAGUUUUACAGUUUAAGAAGGACCACAAAGGCUUUUCUUUUUAUGAGAUAGUUAUAUUUUAAAGGGUUUAUACUCAUGUAAGUUUAUUUUAAAGGGUACUUUAUCACAUGUGAGAAUAAUUCUAAUUUAAAUAGAAAAUUGCCAUCAUUUUGGUUCAAAUUAAAAACAUGCAUGUAUUAUAAGUUAUAUAACCCCUGCUUGCGUUAUUUUGUAAUGUACAUGAGUAAACAAGCUCUUUUCAGUCCAUUCUUUGCUUUCUCUUGCUGCGUUAGAGUAGCCGUCUCUAAGUCCUCUUUGGAGAGAGGCACAGUUUUGUCUGAACUAACGGUAUGCAGGAAAUCAAGACCUAGUGCAUGUUUAUAAAUCCUGAUAUACUGUGCAAGUGCUGUCCUAAAAAAGCACUCUGUGACUAGUCAGUAAUUCAAAUUGAGCAUGGUCUUAGGAGAUAAGCAGCAAAGGCAGUGCUUCCAGCCACAAAUUGGCUUAAAGAUGGCUAACCCCUUAGUACAUAGAUAAACCAGGAAGCACAUUUAACAGAGUUAUUAACUCAAAGGAGCUCUCAAAACUUCAUAACCACUGCUGCCCAUUGUAGUGACCAGGGUACGAGCAUGCCCCCGGCUUUGUCCCUUAGUUCUGUGUCAAACCUAUGGCCUGGUCCCUUGCUCUGUAUCCUGCUAUUUUGUAAUUACACGAACCUAGUAAAGGACAACUCUGUGCAUCAUCACAUCUUUAUUGGAAUAAACUUGUUAUGGCGCAAGGGGGCACCUGGUGCCGAUUUACCUGAAGGGGUCAUACUGUUAUGAACAGUUUAACCCCUAAGUCUUCAAGCCAGCGCCUGCUUGCUCUGGCCCUGAACAUCCGCUCCAUGUCCGAGGGAAGUGUCCCUUUAACUAUAUCAAUUUUGUUCAUGUUUGACAGCAUUAAUUGGCUGAGAUGAUAAUCCCUCUUCUGACCAUACAUUUCCGUCCGCUUCCUGACCUUUUAUCAUACACUUUUAAUAUUGAUUUAAAAUAAAAAAGAAAUGUAUUUAGAAGACGCACGCCUUGAAUGUGUGAUAUUAUGUGCUACGCUGCUUCCCUAACAGACUAAAGAAACUGUAAUCUUUGAAUCAAAACAGAGCCUUCAAAAAAAACCAAAAAAAAAAACCAUUAAACACAUAUUGCCCCUUUCACCAUUUUACUUUCAAGAUGAUCAGCCUUCUUACAAUAUGUAAAAUGUCCAUCUGGACACUAAAACAAAAAAAAAUCACAGCAUUGAUCAAUCUCCAGAACAUGCGUAAGUCUUUUUUUAAUGGCGAUAUUUGCUUGGCUCUUCCGCAAAGUGUUUCCUAGACCCCAAUCUAGUUUUCUGCUCACGCAAGCGUGUUAUUAGUGGGUAAUACACGUGUCACUAUGGAGCAUUUGCAUGAUGUCAGCAUGUGGCCCACAGACUAGUGCUAGUGGGGAGCUAGAGGCAACUGAAUCAAACGAUGAAGAACAUUCUAACUGCCUGUUACUGUAUCUGACAGCACAUUCCCAUACAAGCACUGCUCCGUGCCUUCAAUCACUGAUUCCCUCACUGAUAGCUCUGUAUUCCUAAUUUCUUUGAUCAUUAACCCUUAGAUCUGCCUUGUCACAACCACUGAUUAUGAGAGACUGUGCACAAAGCUGGCUUGGUUUCUACCAUGGCUAUUAAAGUGGAACUAUCAUCCCAAAGUAUCCUUUCAUAUGCUGUAGCUUAGAUUAAUAAGUUAUUAUGGACAUUGCCAGUGCCACUUACAUAGUUACAUAGCUGAAAAGAGACUUGCGUCUAUCAAGUUCAGCCUAACUCACAAAUGUUUUUGCUGUUGAUCUAAAAGAAGGCAAAAAAACCUGGUCUGAAGCGCUUCCAAUUUUGCAACAAACUAAUAAAAAAUUCCUUCUUGACCCCAAAAUAGCAGUCAGAUGUCUCCUUGGAUCAAGCAGCUAUUACCCCACUAAUUAGAAAUUAUAACCCUGUAUGUUAUGUUUUUGCAAGUAUUUAUCCAAUUGCAGUUUAAACAUCUGUAUGGACUCUGAUAAAACCACCUCUUCAGGCAAAGAAUUCCAUAUCCUUAUUGUUAUUACUGUAAAAAAACCUUUUCUUUGCCUUAGAUAAAAUCUCCUUUCUUCCGGCCUGAGUGUCUGACCUAGUGUCCUAUGCUUAUAAGACAACAGAAGUUUUAUUCAUUUCCCAGCUCCACGUCACUAAUGUCUGUUAUUGUCUCGUAGACUGUGAUGUUUGAAACAGUGGCAAGAUCAUUGUCUAAUAAUACUUGCGUGUGGUUAGCAUCUGUAGACAAAUGCCCAAAACGUGCAUGCACACUUGUGCGUUACAUCCGUAAUAUGUAUGUGCAUGUAUGCUUAUCCAUUUAAUUCAUUUGCAUGAUAUUCCCUGGCUGUGCCACGACAACCAGGCAUAAAAUGUAAAUGCUAAAAUAAAAGUAUUUGAGAUUUUAAAAAAACAGCAGUUGGGUUAUUAAAACUCACUUGUGAAUGACUCACGGUGUACAACCUUCUACCGUAUGACAAUUAUCAUAUAAGACCAUUACAGCUAAAGGAAACUGGGCAAAGUUUUCAGUUUGCAAUGAAGGCAGAAUAAAAACAUGCAAGGCAAGUAUUCUUUGAAUGUGUGCUAUUAAUUGUAUCCCCCAAUGAGCACUAUUUUACCAAUAACUUCUUUUUUUUAACUAUCAUUAUUUCUUGGAACACACACGAUACGCUUGCUUUGUAUGGUUGUAUGUGACAUAUAUAAUUAAAAGUUUUCAGCUGUAUCCUUUCGCCUGCAGGAGAUGUAUUCCCAAGAGAUUGCACAGACUGAAUUAUCUAUUGAAUGUAGACCGAAAAAAAAUGAUCAAAACAUUAUAAAUCAGUUAAAGAAAAAGUUGUUGAGAGUACAGUUAGUUGAGAAUCAACAGAAUGGGGUACAAAGCUUGUCAUUAGGUUGUAACUUAAAGGGUUAUUCAAUAAAGGGAGAAGUCAAAGUGAAUUUAACAUUUAAGACCAAAGUAGCCAAACUGGGAGCAUAGCUGACUUAGAAUUUUUCCAGCUCAGCUAUUUUAGUCUUGUAUUUAAAAUUAACUUUAAAUUUCCUUUUUAGUGAAUAACCCUUUUUUAUGGAGAUACCGGCGAUAAAAAAAAAAGGUUUUCCCACCUGCAAACAUGGUCACUGCACCUGAUAUAUUGCUAUUAUCUAAUCCCUGUUAAUGGCACUCUGUUUGUAUCUAUGAAUAGCAGAUUAAUCUAUUAAAUUUUAAUAAUCUACCUAUAAAAAUACAUUGCAUAGAAAAGUGCUUUUUUUUUUAUUAAUGCAAGAAUUUCAAACCUUAGAUAUUUUAUAUAUAUUUUUCCAGUGAAAGUUUUUUUAUUAGUUUAUUUUCAGAUAUGAAGAAAAUAUUAUCAAGAUAUGUAGACAGUAUGGCAACAUAUGUUUUAAUGGUAUGGUAUUUAAGAAAUGCUUUAUUAGAAAGAGAUUUAAACUAGUAAAGGAGAGAUAUAGAAAGUUGGAACCAGAACAGAUGAGGAGAGAAACCCCCUAUGGACUUAUUUAGCUGUAGGUUACAGAAUGAGGCCCAUCAAAGACUAGACAUUAUUGCCAUCAGCCCAUACCAUCGGUUUAUAUCCAUUUACAGAGAGUAACAUCAUACACUAUUGACACAUACUGGCAGCAAAUUGCGCUGUAAACAUAAUGAGCAGUUAGACUAGUUUAUCUGUAUUUAAAUUAAGGUUGGCUGAGAGUAAUCGUAGUUCAGUUCCAAUAAAAAAAAAAGCAUUUAAGAUUGCUUAACUCGGAUUUAAACAAUGGCUGCUAAUCUGUGACAGUCCCCAUGAUCAUGUUGUGUAUUAUGCCCACGCACAUCGCUACACUACCCCCACGAUGCUCUCUCAAUUUAUGGGGGCAUGUCAGGGAUUGUUGGGUACGCAGGGCUGGGUGUGCGCUUCUUCUAUUGUGACCUCCUGUCACAUCAGUGUGAUAGUUCUGUGAAGCAGGCGCAUUAAAGCAAAUCUCCUUGUUUCGGAAUUGUGACCUUUAAAUGAUUCAGCCACAUUAGAGGAUUAAAAAAAAAUAACCCCAGGGCGAAUCAUGCUGUAAAGGCAACGUGUAUGACUGCAGAUGGAGAACUGGGUUAUUCAGAGUACUUAGUAAUGCAUUGCUAACCCAGAGGUUGAAAUCUAGAAGCCGGCAGCAGGACAGGGAUUUCCGUAUGUAACUGAACAUAAACACAAAAACAAAGACAAAAACAAACAGACCAACAACUAAACGGUAUAAAACAGCUUCUAAUACACACAAUACCAAUGGGGUACGGUACACGCACAGAAGCAGAGCAGAUAGUAAUGGGCGCCAGGUUCUGCAAGUGAGCCCAUAGUAUUGUCAGUAGAUUUAAACUAGAAUGGGCUCACCUCUUGUCACACAGACUGGCGGGACUCCUUGCUCUGGAAAAUGCGGGGCGUGCCGCCUGUAAUGCUAGCAUGAGGCUCAGUGGGGGAACAGCCCUUAUCUCUUUUCUUAUCUCUCUGUGUAUGUUACCCGGUUGGUGCCCUCUGUCUGCCUUUAACCCCUUAAGGACACAACUUCUGGAAUAAAAGGGAAUCAUGACGGAAUAUUUCCGUCAUGUGUCCUUAAUGGGUUUUAUCCCUGAGUGCCAUGGUUACACCUGAUGUAGUGUCUUUAACCAGUAGUAGAUAUUCUAUUGAUAAUUUGAUAGUCUCGAUUUUCCAAUAUCUGCUCUGUCAGACUCCAUGGUUCUCUGGAACCAAAUGGUCCAAUACCGUUAAGGUCUGUACACUGGCCGGCAGUAUUGUUUGACGUCUCCAUGUUCCCCUAAGAAACUUUUCAUAGCAAUUAGCCUCCAGCUCAAACACAGCCUGCCAAUGAGUAGCAAUCUCUGUGGCCAUGCCAUCAGGACUUAUGAAACCCCCGGAUCCUGCCCUUAAGAGAUGCAUUCCUGUGACCUUGAAGACUCCAGCUGGGGGUAGAGGAGGACUUUGAGCUCUGAUUUCCUGUCUUGCUCUGGCAUAUCUCUGACUUGCCCAGAUGAGGUUAUAUGACCAUCCUGAACAGAAUACUGAUUGAGUCUAUCAUUUAAUGGGAUGUCUGCUAUAACCUUCUAUGUAGUAAUGAGAAAAGGAGGGUUGCACUCAAUCACAAGGUUUAACACAGGGUGCACUGAGCAUGGGUCAACAAAUCCCAAACAAUCUGUAUAAAUGAAACAAAUCUCAGGCACUCACUGUGAUCACUUCCAGGCAGUUUAUUGCAACGUUUCGACCUGAAACCAGGUCUUUUUCAGGUUGAAACGUUGCAAUAAACUGCCUGGAAGUGAUCACAGUGAGUGCCUGAGAUUUUUUUCAUUGCUAUAACCUUCUAGUCUUUUAACGAAUUCUCAAUUUACUGUUUCAACUUGUAGAUGACUUGUAUGAAUGCAUAUAGCCGUACUUCAGCACACUAAUUAAUUAGAAAACAAAUUAAUAAAAACUGCCCACAACAAAAAUGUACCAAACCAUGUUUCUCAAUAGUGAUAAUGUUAUUAGCAUAAAUAAAUUAGCAUGCAGAUCGGUAUUUAAUUGUUAAUCAAGUAUGCAGAACAAAAAGUAUGGUUUAUUACAAAAUAAACACAAAGACGGAGCUUUUAGUUAAUGAAAUACGCAAUCAUAUCUACAUCUCACUAUACAUGUUAUGCGUUUUGUGAAAGAUGUACUUCAUAAUGAGUCAUCACAUCCUAGAAUUUUCAAAAGGAACGCUCCAAAAGUUGCAGUGGUUAUGGUGUCAGGAAUGACCUUGCAUCUCCCAAACUAUUUGACAUUGACUUUUUACCCUGGGUACACAAGGCACCACUCUCACCUCCUCUCAGCCGCCAGCGACCUGAAAGCUCCUGCUAUAUAGCAGAUACAGAGCUUCUAUCUAGAGAGGUGGACGUGGUGACUGCUGGAAGCGAUGCUAAGCAGAUCCCAGGUAAGAAGUCAAACUGUUCUAAGUCAACUUGACUACUUGCGUUCAGAGAGGCAACGUGUGCUCAGUUUGCGUCUGGACUGAACUGGGUUGUUAUUUCAAUUGCUACAUUAUUAACAUACGUUUAAAAGAAAUCAGCUUCACAUGAUAAAGUUCAAAUUUGUUUUGUCAUGGAACACACAACUUUACCUUAAAGGGGCCUCUCUACGCAUGAUAACCAUUUCUUUUCACUGAAGUGUUUAUAGUCCCUGGUGUCCCCUGGCGCUGUCCCUCUAUUCAUUGUUGAACCAUUUUCAAGCAGUCUAACACUGAAGGACGGUCCCUGGCUUCCCAUAGCUCUGCCACCACUGGAGGUGUGGUUAAGACAAAGGUUACAUACUUCCUUGUAGCCAUAACAAUUCAUACCAGCAAUCAGGGCCGGCGCUACCACUAGACUCUGUGUGUGUCAUUGUCCCUUCCCCCAAGUUAGACAUUUUAUGGCCCCCCCAAAAAAACAAAAUGUAAACUAUGGCAGAUCAUAAGGUGCAAAAAAACGGAGCCCCGCGUCUAUUCUACAUUUUGUAGAAUAAUUAUUUAAAGUUGCUGGAUCUCUAUUUAAAUGACAAACACAUUCAAAAAAAUCUACUUUAGCACUAUAUUAUUUUAACAAGCUGAUCCCUGCCGUAUGUAUUUAUUUAGAGAGGUGGACAUUCAUUAUUAACAUGGCGUUGUGGAAACCCUAGCACACGUGCUGCAUAUCCUCCUACUUCACCGUGAAGGUCACUGGUUAAUUCUUGGCCUCUCAAGCAUAAAACUGGCAAACGUUCAGAAUUAUUGAUAUUUCCUCUUGAUAAACUCAGUGCCAUUUGCCCGUUUGAUUUUUCUGCUGUCAUGUCCUGGUUUAUGUAACCUCUACUUUUGCUUUUUAAAAUGUGUGCUCUCGCUGCUCUAAUAUGUGUGAGCGUUGGUAUUAAUUUGUGCGUGCGAAAAAUACACACAAGUGUGCCCCAGUGCUGGAUGCUAUUGGUUGCCAUGGAGACUGACAAUCAUUAAGGAUGCAGUGUUAACUCGCACCCCUCUUCAAGAAAAGCAGGAGCCUCGUUUUACAAUGUUGCUUCUUUUUUGUAGGCAAAGAAUGUGACCGGUCUCCUUUGAAGUGUUCGAUUUGUGCACUGUCAAAGAGAAUGCCCUGCGCUUUUUGUUCGGGGAGACAACAACAGGCAAUCCUCGUUGUACCUCAACAGUGCAAGGGCACAAGUUUAUCCUUGUUAUCUUUCUAACUCUUAGAUGUAAACCCCAGCUAUCCAGAGAGAAAAUAAAGCUGAAAAAAAUAUAUCUAACAGUUUCCAUAGUUACACAGACAAACAUAAUUUACAGAGACAUCAAAAAUUUGGCAAAGAUCGUACAUUUGUUGGCUAACAAAUGCUCCAGAAAGCAAGUUUUUAAUGCUGAUAGGGCAUGCAAAACAAACACCAAUUAGUCUCCAAGAAGUCCAGUUAACCAGUACAGGUGCCAUGUUUACCAUUUUGGCCGUUUUCCUUAAUAUGGUAACAAUAUGUUUGCACCUCUAUGCAGAAAAACACCCUGAGGGCAUCUGUUGUUUUUUUUGGGAGGUGAUCAUUGAUAUGUACUAAGCUGUUGCUUUUGAAAAACUAAUCAGUAAAAUGAAAUGUGUUUGAAAAUAAAAAAAGUUGCAAUAAUGAACGUUCCAUCAAAGUUUCCGACUUGGGCUUUAACCAUCAAAACUAAAAUAGCAAAUAUAAAUAGUGAAGCAAAACACGAACAGUAAACAUUUCUCCGUUAUGAAAUCUACUAGGAAUUUGCUAUUUGAUCGGUAUAUGUUUACUUGAAAAAGUAGCAAUUAUUCGUUAAAAAUUGUUUUGCACUUUUUAAAAACAUGUUCUCUCUCUCUGUGAGUUCAGUGGCAGAGAUAGACUUUGCCAUUAAAUAUGUUGUGGUCUUUCCCUCUCUUAAUGAUGAAUGAGCUUAUUGUAUGCACAAAUUUAUGAAACAUAGGUCGUGUCAAACUAACCUACUUGCAUUCUACGAAGAAGUAAGUAGAAGUAUAGAUCAGGGUGUUGCAGUGGAUGUGAUCCACUUGGAUUUUGCCAAGGCAUUUGAUACGGUUCCUCACAAUAGGUUAGUCUUCAAACUAAAAGAAAUCAGUCUAGAUGAAUAUUCUUGUUCUUGGGUAUAACAUUGGCUUAAGGAUAGAGUACAACGAGUUGUAAUUAAUAGUAAAUUUUCAGGCUGGACAAAAGUGGUAAGUGGUGUCCCUCAGGGUUCUGUUUUGGGACCGCUAUUUAACAUAUUUAUAAAUGAUCUUGAAAUAGGCAUUGAAAGCCAUGUAUCAGUGUUUGCAGAUGACACAAAACUUUGUAAAGUAAUAAAAUGUGAGCAGGAUAUUGCUUUGCUGCAGAGAGAUUUGGAUAGAUUGGGGGACUCAGCACUAAAAUGGCAGAUGAAAUUUAAUAUAGAGAAAUGCAAAGUUAUGCACUUCGGGGUUAAGAAUGCACAAGCAACUUACACACUAAAUGGUAGUGAAUUAGGGAUAACCACACACGAGAAGGAUUUGGGAAUUGUUAUAGACAACAAAUUAGGCAGCAAUAUGCAAUGUCAAUCUGCAGUUGCUAAGGCCAGUAAGAUUUUGUCAUAUAUAAAUAGGGGCAUAAAUUCUCGGGAUGAAAUUUUUUUUUAUUUUUUGCCUCUUUAUAAAUCGCUGGUAAGACCACACCUUGAAUAUGCUGUGCAAUUUUGGGCGCCUGUUCUAAAAAAGGGAUAUCAUGGCACUGGAGAGGGUCCAGAGACGAGCUACAAAAUUGAUAAAAGGAAUGGAGCAUUUUAGUUAUGAAGAAAGGUUAAAAAGAUUAAAUCUGUUUAGUUUGGAAAAACGGCGCCUGAGAGGGGAUAUGAUAACGUUAUACAAAUAUAUUCGGGGCCAGUACAUACCAUUAUCUGGAAAUCUAUUCAUAAACAGGGCUAUACAAAGGACACGAGGUCACACAUUUAGGCUGGAAGAAAGGAGAUUUCAUCUAAGGCAAAGAAAAGGUUUUUUUACAGUAAGAACAAUAAGGAUAUGGAAUUCUCUGCCUGAAGAGGUGGUUUUGUCAGAGUCCAUACAGAUGUUUAAACUGAAAUUGGAUAAAUACUUGCUAAAACAUAACAUACAGGGAUAUAAUUUCUAAUUAGUGGGGUAAUAGCUGCUUGAUCCCAGGAGACAUCUGACUGCUAUUUUGGGGUCAAGAAGGAAUUUUUUCCUAGUUUGUGGCAAAAUUGGAAGCGCUUCAGCCCAGGUUUUGUGCCUUCUUUUGGAUCAACAGCAACAUUUGUGAGGAAGGCUGAACUUGAUGGACGCAAGUCUCUUUUCAGCUAUGUAACUAUGUAACUAUGUAACAAAAAUUUGGGUAAAUAGGCAAGUCCUGGGAUGAUGGGUGGCGUUAGAAUAUAACGCACCCUUCCCUUGCUGUCCUCUCUCACCAUUAUUCACCAUAUGUAAAUACAGUGACUAUAGGUGUCCAGGCAUCCUUGGAUCCUAGCGGCCAGAUAAGGAAGGGGGUGAGAGGCAGAAAAGUUCCACUUUUGCCCUUGACAACUGAAGUUCUGGAAAAUAGCAAUUGAUUGUUAAAGAAUAGAUGGGUUUAUAUUUUGAUUUUCUUAUGUCUCUACAUGAUCCACUUCAGUUUGGAUUCAGUGCUCAUCACUCUGUUGAAACAGACCUGACCAAAGUAUCCACUGAUUUAAAUAAUGCUAAAUGCAGGAGUCGCUGCUUUCUCCUAAUUCUCUUUCAGCUUUCUGCUGCCUUCAACACUGUUGAUCAUCAACAAUUUCUUCUCAUCCUCUGUAAUGUCAGUCUCUGUUGGUGCUCCUCCUACUUCUCCCAGCGCUCUUUCAAUAUUUCUUUCUCUAGCUAUAUUUCUUCCCCGCAACCCCUCGCUGUUGGUGUUCCCCAAGGUUCUGUCCUUGGUCCCCUAUUGUUUUCAAUCUAUACUGUCCUUGGUAAAUUCAUCAGCUCCUUUGGCUUCUAAUAUCACUUCUACACAAAUGACACGCAAAUCUAUCUAUCCUCUCCUGAUCCCUCACCGUCCCUCUUUUUACAUUUUUUAAAGAUUAUUGAGGAUAUCAAUAUGUAACAUCAAAUAUGUAAUUCGAUUUUAUACAAAGUAUCAAGAAAUAGCAUAAUUGUUGAUGGUACAAUACAAGAAAGGAAUAAAAAACAACAUUAGAAAUAGUUGCAAUAAAUCUUCCCAGGCAAUACCCAGUAUGACAUAGUGUCUUAAGACCAAAAGACCAGAAACGACUCUGCCAAGUGCUACCCUCUUGUCCACUUUUGAUCGCAUAGUAGAAGUUUUGGGGAGGGGAGAUUUUAUGCAUAGUGAGUCGUAACCUAUUUGCACAAAGCAGGUGGUCACUGUGAAGAGGUUAUAGGAAUCCGUCUGGUAUUACUUGUGGACCAGGAGGCCAUUCAAGGUCUCGCACUGCCAGGAGAUAGGAGGAGCCUGAUUGGCAUUAGCAUGUCUGGGAAAGUCCUUAUUGUGUCCCCUGCCAUGUAUGAUAGUAAAUGUCCCAAAUGGUAAUAUUGCGAACAAGGUUGGUGUAACCAAUGUGGUGGGGAUCUUGAGUGGGAUUAGAGAAUAGUGGUUGGAUGGAUGGGAAAGUGUUAUAUAGCUCUUUCAGUGGUUUGUGGUUUGUCUGAGGAAUUUCAGCCAUGUUUCCCAGACUUUGCCAUAGAGUACGUAUUUGUGGGUAAGUGAGUGGUGGAGUUCUUCUAUUACCCUCAGGUAUUCUGCUCUUUGAAUCCAUUCUCUCAAAGAUGGGGUCAAUGUAUUUUUCCAUUAAGUAGGGAUAAGCAAAUUAGCCGCUGCAAGAAGGUGGUUUAUGAGAGUGUGUCUUGGCUUAGGGAUGGGAAAAGAAUAAAGGAAGAACAACAAGGAUCGCCAUCCCUCUUUGUGUCUCUGACUGCCUCUUUGCUCUUAUUGUCUUUCUUCCCUCAAGAGUUGCUGCUCCUGUGCCUGUCUCCCUCCAAAGAAUGGCACUAACAUCAGCUCUACCUCAAAGGCUCGCUGCGUACGUAUUCUCUUUAACUCCAACCUCUUCUCACCCCUUAUGUCCAGCCGAUCGCCAAAUCCUGCUGCUUCCAUCUACAAAAACACAGCGCACAUCAGGACAUAUUUAACAUCUUGACUACUGCAAUCCACUUCUCAUUGGUCUUAUGCAUUCCAAGCCUGGCCCGUUACAGUCUAUAAUGAAUGUGGUGGCAAGGCUCAUCUUCCUGUCUGCAUGCACUUACCAAACCUUUCCCCUCUGUCAGUCCAGUUUCCCGUAAGAUAUAGAGUACCAUUUAAAAAUCCGGUACUUUCUUACAAAUAUUGAUAUAAUGCUGCAAAUACCUACCACCCUCACUAAUACACAACUAUGUCCCCUUGACACCCCUAAACCUGUAUCUAUCCCCUGUUUGUGCAUGUACCUCUGAUGCUCACCUCAAGAUUUCUGUAGGGCUGCACCGAUCCUCCGGAACGCCCUCCCUUGCUCUGUCAGACUCUCACCCAGUCUCCAUUCCUUCAAAAACUCAGUUCAUUAGGAAAACAUAUCAAUUAAACAGUUAAUUAAUAGCUGUCCCUCUCCACACUUUGGUAACCCACCUUGUGUCCCCUCCUGCAACUGUGUCAUCCAAAAAACUAAGCCUUGAUUGUAAACUAUUCUAGCAACCUACUUCUCUGGUACAGUAAAUAUAUAUAUAAGCUCGUUUGAUCAGGCUCCCCAACACCCUCUGCACCCAGCUUGUUUUAUUACAAAUACUUUUCUGUUAGUCCUCCCAUUGAAUUUGUUGGCACUUUACAAAUAAUAAUAAUAAUGGUGAAUUGUAAUAAAUUGAAAACCAGGUUGCAAUAUCUAGUCUAAACUAGCCACGCUAUGCCUCUAGCUCAGUUAAAGAAUGAUUCUGGGUUCGCUAGGUUUUCUCAAAGUUUUACAAUUCAGUUUUUACAUUCACUUCAAUUCACUGUGUAGUUUAUAAAUCUCUUUAGGGUCUGUUCACUAAACAAUGUAUUGAGUGGUAUUGAAACCUGAAAUGGAAAAUAAAGUAAAAUAUUUAAAAAAGUAAAUUUGAAAAAAAAAAUAUAUAUAUAUAUAUAGUUGAUUUAGACAAUUUCAAACAAAUUACUUGCAAAUGACUAUAUAUGCUGAAGCUGAAUAAAUACUUUGGAGUGUCAUUAUGCUGUUGUAGUAAAAGCAGGGUGUACCUCCAAGGUCGUUGAGGUUGCUAAAUCUCCAUGUGAGCAAUCUCCCUCCUUCUUUAGUACAUAUGAGAUUUCUCUGACUGGAGUUUAAGCUCUAUAACAGGGAAGUUGGACAUCCCAGCUCUAUCACUCAUCCUCUGGCAUUAAGCAUGGCCCAAUGAACAUUAUGCAUAAUUUUCUCUGCUUCAGUUCAGUCUCCACUGCUGUAUGCAGAACCAUGCUCGUCCCUUCCUCUACCUUUCUGCACUGCGGGCACAAUUAUCUGGGUAGAUGGAAGCACUGAUCUUUACUGACAUGCCCCUCGGAUCAGCCAAUGCAUCCAAUGAGUUCUGGGAAUGGGUAGUGAAGAUGCGAAGGAGACUUGUUCCAUGACAUAUGUAAUUUAUACUGGCACGGGGAGCCUGCUAGCUGGAAGCGGGGACGAGCCACUCCCUUAACCUCUUCAAUGACAGGUGAACAAGGCACACGUUCAGCCUUCGGAAAGAAUGAGCUGGGAAAUAGUCUCUGGGGUAACGAGACGAGACUGCAAAACUCAGGUGUCAAGUGCUUGACUGUAAAUAAUCCUUGUGAGUACAGUAGAUUCUAACAAUCCAUAUAAUAUAACAGAGAUAAUAAUAAAUCAAACUUCUCAAGCCACGACCAUUUUGAAUUUGGCAUUGCCUUCCCAGUUUAGAAUCCACAGCAUUCUGGGUUAUUUUACCUGUACCCUGCUACUCCAGGACAUGUUUGGCCGGUGGUUGCAAAGAAUUCUGUGUUUAACAACUGCAAGUACAGCAGGCAUGCUGGCUGGCAAAAUGUCCGAUAUGUACUAGACAGCCAGUUCGCCAUGUUGGAAGGUAUGAUAUCAUGUCAUAAAUAGAGAUGUCGGGAACCGUCCGGUCAGCUGACACAUCCCGGCCAAUUUCCAGCAGACCCUCCCAGACCCUCCUACUUCCUGGACAGCAUCCAUGUCAACAUGGAUGCUGUCCAGGAAGUAGGAGGGUUCUGGGAUCCUCACCCUGAUGCAUCACUCCAUCAACACGUGGGUGACAAUACCUCUGUAAGUUUAGAAAGCAUCCCUUUCCCUGGGAGACCUUUCCCACCUCUUUAGAACAAUGCAAAGUCCUGGAAGAAUGUUUUAUGCCUGAAGCAUACACAGUCAGGGCCGGCCUUAGGGGUGUGCGAGCUGUGCGGCCGCACAGGGCGCCAUGGCAACAGGGGCGCCGGGCGGCUGACACAUCUCGCACUCAGUCACUCACAGUUCGGCCCGAGUCAUGUACAGAGCAAGUCAAGUGCAUAAUGCUGUGCACUUGACUUGCAAAUUAUGAAGAGAGCAGCGGCCGGGAGAGAAAGUAGGUCAAGAGCACGGAGGAAGAGCGUGCUCCGCCUCCACAGUCAUUCGCGGAAGGAUCCGCACAGUCAGUUUGAGGGAGGUGGUCAGUGCUUUGGUAUCAAGGUCGGCAAACUGGGACACUGUCAGGAGGGGCCAGGGAGCAGCAAGCUUCAAUGUGAGUCUGCUCAUUCUUGUUAUAACUAUUGCAUUUUUUUAUCAAAUAGAUUUUUUUUUGUUUUUUUUUAAGGGUGGCAGGUGUUUUUGUGUGUGGGGGGGGGAUUUGCAGAAGGGAGAGCAGAGGUUUUCUAGCUGGGAUUUUGGGACAGGGGUUUUGGUUUAUGGAGGAGCAGAGGUUUUAUAGAAGGGGUUAGGGGUUUUGUAAAAUAGGGGGUAGAGGUUUUGGUGUAGGGGAGAGGUUUUGUAGAAGAGGGGGCAAGCAUUUCUGGUGAAGUGGCAGAGGAAAGAAUUUUGUGGAGGGGGCAUGGGUUUUGUUGAAGAGGGGGCAGGGGGUUUGUAGAGGGGGCAGGAGUUUAGUAUAAGGGAGGCAGGAGUAUAGUAUAAGGGGGACUGGGGUUUAGUAUAAGGGGAGCAGGGGUUUAGUAUACGGGGGUCAGGUGUUUAGUAUAAGGGGGCAGGAGUUUAGUAUAAGGGGCAGGGGUUUAGUAUAAGGGAGCAGGGGGUUUAGUAUAAGGGAGCAGGGGUUUAGUAUUUGGGGAGCAGGGGUUUAGUAUAAGGAGAGCAGAGGUUUAGUAGAAGGGGAGCAGGGGUUUAUGUAGAAGGGGAGCAGGAGUUUAGUAUAAGGGGAGCAGGAGUUUAGUAUAAGGGAGCAGGGGUUUAGUAUACGGGGAGCAGGAGUUUAGUAUAAGGGGAGCAGGGGUUUAGUAUAAGGAGAGCAGAGGUUUAGUAUAAGGAGAGCAGAGGUUUAUGUAGAAGGGGAGCAGGGGUUUAGUAUAAAGGAGCAGGGGUUUAGUAUAAGGGGAGCAGGAGUUUAGUAUAAGGAAGCAGGAGUUUAGUUUAAGGGGCAGGGGUUUAGUAUAAGGGGAGCAUGGGCUUACUAUAAGGGGGAAGAGGUUUAGUAUAAGGGAGCAGGGGUUUAGUAUAAGGGGAGCAGAGGUUUAUAUAGAAGGGGAGCAGGGGUUUAGUAUAAGGGGAGCAGAGGUUUAUAUAGAAGGGGAGCAGAGGUUAGUAUAAGGGAGCAGAGGUUUAUGUAGAAGGGGAGCAGGGGUUUAGUAUAAAGGAGCAGGGGUUUAGUAUAAGGGGAGCAGAGGUUUAUAUAGAAGGGGAGCAGGGGUUUAGUAUAAGAGGAGCAGAGGUUUAAAUAGAAGGGGAGCAGAGGUUUAGUAUAAGGGAGCAGAGGUUUAGUAUAAGGGAGCAGAGGUUUAUGUAGAAGGAGAGCAGAGGUUUAUGUAGAAUGAGUGCAGGGCUUUUGUAGAGGGUGGCAGUGGUUUUGGUGGAGGGGGAAGGUUUUUAGUGAUAUUAUGUGUACAUUACUGUAUAGUAGAUAUAUAUAAUGAUAGCAUGUGUUUUGUUAAAGGAGGAGAAGGAAUUUUGUAGAACGGUGGGCAGGGGUUUUAUUAAAGGGGGAGCAGGGUUUUUGUAGAAGGGGCAGGGGUUUUAUUAAAGGGAGGCAGAGUUUUUGUAGAAAGGGGGGCAGGGGUUUUGUGGAAGGGUUUUGUAGUAGGCGGAACAGGGCUAUUGUUGAAGGGGCAAGGGUUUUGCUGCAGGGGGGGCGCCACGUGUUGGGUUCGCACAGGGCGCCUGAUUACCUAAGGCCGGCCCUGUACACAGUUACAUGGGACGAAAGGCCAGAAGGAAAUUUGUACUAAGCACCUGUCCGAAAUUUCUUCCGCCUCCCCAAUGCCAGAGGAGUUGUGUUUUUGCUUUGCUGCAGUAAAAAACAGUUUCAAACCAAGAAGUAAGUCUAUUUUUUGCUUAAAUAAAUACUGGCUGCUGGCUGGGAUCCCUUUGCUUUUGACAGGCUUUGUGAAAUGAAAUACCAUUUGCUUCAGUAUCUAUGCUCUGUGAUGCCACGUACCUUUACAUGUUGUCCACACAGCAUUAUGGGAUACUACUGAUUUGCAUUUUAUGCCAGACUGUGCCUUGACAGACAAACGCAUGCUAUACAAAGAAAAAUUAGAAAAAUAUUUAGCAAAACAAACAAAUAAAAUGCACAACUUACAGUUAUAUUUUAAAACAAUGUAAACACUCAUACAAAUUACAAGCCACGUGCUAAUCAUAAUAUGAAACUUGUGUAACAGAGACAAGUACAAUUUCCUGUCUAACAAUUACAUCAUAUGCUAGAUUUCCAUAUGAAAGAACCCAGAAGUGUAAUACAGAUCAGAUUGGAAUCCCACUAUGCAGUUGUCCAGGAGUAUUUGGUUUGGUAUCAGUAGCAAUAGGCUACAACGAAAUAAUGAAAUCCAUAUAAUUUUAACAAAUAAGGCUCCAACCACAAUAUGGCUAUGAUUUCAUAUUUUUGAAUAAGCUUUUGAAAUUAUCCCAAUCUGUUAGAAAAACAUUUCAAAUGACUUGCAGGCUAUUCUCGCUAGCCAAAGCAUUGUGUAGUUUCGAGCCACUCCAACACUCGACAUGUGUGAAGGUAGUGGGGACAGUGUAGGAGGGUACCCUUUUACUUACGAUAACUUACCCAUAAUAACUUGACGGAAGACGGAAGUGGUGACAACAGGCCACAGCUUUAUUUAAAACAAUAAACAUUAUCAACAUAACAUAUUAAUAUAAUAUAUCCAAUAACAGUAACUUUAUCACUGGAUACUUGCCAACCCUUUACCUUAACAUCGGCGCUUGCCUCCCCCCCUCGUCCUUGCACCACAACUGACCUUCCAACUGGCCUUCCAAUACCAUCCAUGCUAACCACUGGCUUUGGCUCAAUGGGCACGUCCUUUACCCAUACCUUAAACCCGAGGUUAGGGGAGGGAUCAGCCCUGAACCUUUUCCACUGGACCGCUGGUCCAACCCUGAUUGGCAAGGACCUUCAUCCGCCUGCAGUGACAAGAAAAGAAAAUUAGCACAUACAGAGAACACCCGAACAGAAACAUAACAAGGGAGGCUGGACGGGAAUCUGUUCCCAAGCAGAAUAAUUAAGAUGGCUGGGAGAUGAAAGGAAAUGGCUCCCCUAUAUAUAUAUAUAUAUAUAUAUAUAUAUAUAUAUGGCCACCCCCCUUUUAGCCUAUAGCUCAUCCCCCCACUUACAGGUUCUUUUCCUUCCUUGAACUUUCUACACUCCGCCCCACUCAAACUCGUCAAUGUCCCUGUUCCCAGCUAGCCCUUUGGUCUGCCUCUUCAGGGUCUGGAUGAUAUAUUUACACACAUUAGGAAUAUAGGGCCCGGGCACCAUACACAUGUAUCAGCUGUGCCCCCAAAUGGCGGCCCUGAUCCUGUAUAGCUACCUUUUAUUAAGUGAUUAGGUUGUGCCAAAAUCUUGGGGCCAACACUUUCUUUUCAAGGAAAACCUGAUAUAAUCUAAUGUACUGACUCGAAAUUAGCUGUCAUUCUACAACCAGGUAAACAAUCUUACAAUCUAAGUUUAUACGACAAAUGCCUUCGAUUAUUCUACAGAUCCAUGAUAGGCAAUAUGUAGUUUGUUGUGCUAUAACUUUUCGGCCAGCCUCAGACACACUCCCUUGAUUGCUAGGAUUGUUGCUGAGCAUAAUGGGAAAACGUGAAAGCCCCCGUUCAUUGCGCAGAUCUACAGACAAUUUAUUUAAGCAAAAAAAAAUGCUUCCUCCAUUCAUUCAGUAAAUGUUAGAAACAGCGGAGAAUUCAUCGACAAUAGAAGGUAGUGCAAAUUAACUUUACAGUCAGGCUAAAAAUAAUGAGCAACAAACAAGGACGGGAAUUUUUUGACACUUGAAAAAGACAAAUCUAAUAUUUAUUCAUAAAAUAAUUCUGAGAAUGCCUUCUCUUGAUUACAAAUACCACUUUCACCUUUACGUUUUUUUAUUUUGCUGUCAAGGAUAAAAAGCUAUUUUUUUUUUUUAUAACAAAUCAACAAUUAAUUUAUUUUAUUAUAUUCAAAAUGUGGCCUUUAAUAUAUUGGGCUAAUAUUGAACUGCAUUAUAUUAUACAGCCCUGCCCAAUUGUUUGCAGUGCUCAGAUGGACUGUGAUGUUAGUUCUUUGCUUCCUUGUUAUAUUUAAAAAAGGGGUUAAGAUUAGCCCACAUUUUAUUAUUAUUAUUAUUCACAAUUGUAGAAUGGGGAUAUCUGACAGCAAGUAACAGAGACAAAGAUUAAAAUUACCAGAGACAAGAGAUAAAGCAAGCCCUGCUCAAAUAAAUACAUACAAUAGGUGGAACACACAUCUGACGAUUCUAGAGAAAGAAACAGAAUAUCAUAGUAUAAUACUGUUAAAUAAAAAUAUGAUAGAUGGCAAUAGAGCAAUGUUACUCACAAGCCCAGAGCCAGUAUAACAUAUGGCUCUUAUGUGAAGCGCAGUGGGACUCUUAAUAGGAUGUCCCCAUCCUUCUUCCUAAUGAGCAAAUGAGCUUACAAUCUAAGUAUUUAAAAAGAGCAACAUUAUUAAUUAUACCGGAACAAAGAAGUUCUCCCAGAAGUUGAAAUACCUCUUAUGACACAUCACGUUGCUUUAGUUACUAUCAGUAUAUGGGUAAUUAGCGUCAUGUUGUACAGUAUAUUGAUGAUCACACAUAUUUCCUCACUCCUUUGCCUACCAUGUUACCUCCCCUUCUCCCAUGUUACCUCCCCUUCUCCAAUGUUAUCUCCACUUCUCCCACGUUAUCUCCGCUUCUCCCACGUUAUCUCCCCUUUUCCCAUGUUAUCUCCCAUUCUCCCAUGUUACCUCCCCCUUACAGUAAUUGCGGCUGUAAUGUGGGUGGGAUUGGGGCUGUAAUGAGGCAGGGAUAAGGGGCUGCACUGUGUCUGGUGGGUGGGGACUGUACUUUAUCUUUGGGAGAUAAGGGCUGUAAUAUGGGAGAUUGGAGUUGUACUGUGUCCAGAUAUAUGGGCUAUACUAUGUUUGUGGUGGACAGAGUGUUUACUGUGGGGGUAAAGGGGCUGCAAUGUGGGUGGUAAGGGGCUGUAUUGUAGGGUAGAGGGGACAGCACUGUGGGCGGGUAAGGAGCUGUACAGUGGGGUUGUAAGGGGCUGCAGAGUGGGGAGGUAAGGGGGUGCACAGUGGGGGGGGAGGUAGGAACUGCACAGUAGGAGUUGGGGAGGUUACUUAAAAUAUUAAAAUACAGUAAUAGUUAUAUUAAUUUGUUGAGUCCCUUUGGCCAGUGAGGGGGGAACACUGGUGGUCCUCGUGUGGCUGUUGCAAAAGUAUCAGUGUUGUCGUGGUAACCCAUGACAACGCUCUGAUCAUCUGGGAGCUGUUCACUGCAUGUUCCCCGACAGUACAAAGGACUGGCCAGUGAGGGAGAUUCAUGAUCUCCCUACUGGACGCAGAAACCACUUUUAGCACUCAACCUUGGAGGAGCCAGCAGGGAGAUUACAUGAUGCCAAUCACGGCCCACUGGCCAGUUUGCCUGAUGGCCAGACCGGGCCUGCUCCCAAGUGUCCCUAUUUAGGAGGGACAAUCCCUAUUUUUGGUAUAAAUCCCUCUGUUCCUCUUUUCUAUCUUAAUAUUCCUCUUUUCUAGAAGCUAUUGUUGGUGGGUCUGAGUGUACAACAGAGCUCCACGGCAAUAAUACUCCCAGUAAUGUGUCUUUAAACUACAAUAAAUGUGUUUAGAAAUCAGUCUGUGUAAAUAAGAUACAUUGUUUUUGUUCUAAAUAACAUUUUAGUUCCACGAAUUAUUAGUAAGUCACCUAAAAUACCCCACCCACAACCCUGAAAUAAAAGUGUCCCCCUUUGUUUAUUUUAAAUGUUGUCAGUAUGACAUUGUGUUGGUCACACAGAACCAAUUAUCCAAACAGUCCCAUGUUGCGUGUGACAGUCCCAGAUUCAGGAUACUGUCUUAAUAUCCUGCUAAUGCUGUGUAAACUGCACGCAGGGCAUCAUCCCUCACUGGGGUUGGCCAGAGCAGCUGUCAGUCAGUCCAGCUGUCAGACAUUUUAUCAGAUGUUUUGGGAAAUGGUUCUAUGCUCAUUGAUAUACCAGGUAAAUUGGUAGCAGGUGAAGCUGGAGAUUGUUCUAGAUCUGCUGUAAAUGUUGUCUGGAAAACCUCAAAUGCAAUGGCGAAGGGGUGGUCAAUGGGUAGAUCAUCCAUUGUUGUCCAUCUAGAUAUCCCAUGAUGCUUUGCCCGCCAGGUUUUCGGUUUACUUUUUGGAUAUCUCUGGCGUAUAGGCCAUAAAAUAUACUGAACUACUUAUUUACUGCAGAGCGUGAAAAGAAUUCCUCCUUAUCAAUGUCUCCACUUCUCUAAUACUUUUUAAGCCUUCUCUGUGUGUCGCAAGCAGUGAAGGGAUAAGGAAAAUGACUGUAUUAGUCAUAUUUUCUGUUUUAGAAAUGAGAUUAAGACUCGGUUAGAGAAUGUACACACAUCAUGAUAUUCUACAAACAUAUGGGGAGGACUCCAGUAUUCCGUCUGGGUCAUUUCAUUUGCCCUUCCCUACAGCAAAAAAUUGAUUUUAAUUCUGUCCCUCACACACAGUGGAAGGUACACGAGUAUAUUCUCUCUAAUCUGGGUGCAUUCAAGUGUGUUAACCAUUGGUGUCCCAGAGAACGCGAGCUGUGAUCAAUGGGAGCACUCUGUGAUAGAAAGCUUGAUGUGGACACACUUGGUGAUGAUCUCUAAAUUCACGGCUUCAGAUUUAGGUCACACGUAUUUAUAGGACAUUGUACAACCACGUCACCUCUGGUUCCCAAUGCUUAUAGCCUUAAAAAUUGGUUAAAUGAAACGGGAAAUAAAUAAAAUCAUAAAGUCAAUAAUUGGUACCCUAUUAAUAAACAGCCGCAGGCCUAAUUUUAAGGUAAAAGAAGCAAAAUGUCACAAAUGUAUCUGUUUCUGGCAUCAUGCUGUUCCUUUCAGCUUGUGCAGCCACACUGCUCCUUUCCGCCGGUCGCGCAGCCCGAACACUCUACAUGGCCAUGCAACCUGAGCAGCGAAUACUUACCAUUCGGUCUGACAAACAGCUCCCUCCGCUGGCUUGCGGGGGCCGAAAUUCUUUUUUUUUUUUUUCUUGCAUUAUAAUAGACCCUGCCCGUUUUAUUGGCGUCUUUUAUCGUUCGAGUGCUGUGACGUCACGCCAGCCCUUUAAGUGGCCACAUCAUCCACGCGACGCCAUUAUCAAUUAUUUUGGAGUCGCAGAGAUGACGUGGACCAAUCAAAAUUAAUGUUAGCAUAUAUAAAGCUAAUUUGGGCCCUUGUUCCUCGCCCUAUCAUGGUUUCUGUCCGGAUACAUGUUAGUGUUCAUAGUAACUCUCUCUUGUUACCUGGCUUGUUAUUCCAUUUAUCUGUAUUUCUAUAUCCCUGACAUAGGCUAUUCCUGACUCUGUCUUUAUCUGUAUUAAUGUUAAGUCUCUUUAAGGCCUGGUUAUAUGUCUUUCUAGUAUCUCUGUUUGUGGGAUUCGCCGUUCCUGUAAGUUGGGAUACGACCCCGUGAAAGUUGGUUCAAGUGCAGUGAAACUUAAUAUUUUUGGCUGUCACAAAAGUCAUCCAUAGUUCAUCCUUGUGAACUUGCUGGAUCCAUUCAUUCUCUGUCCCUUGCUAAAUUUCAUUGGUAAAGCCAUUAAGGGCUACCAUGGGCAUAGCAACUCAUUUGAUAAUCAGUUGCUGUUAUCAGUUGCUGUUAUCUCCCCCUAUCGAGAUCUGCUCCAGCCACGUCCAUGUUGAAUUUUUAAGUGCUAAUGGGAAAAGGUUUCUGUACCUUCCUAAUGUCUUGGGAAAUAAUAAAGUAACUUCUUAAUCAAUGGGGGAAAUUAUUCUGUCAUUUUCUUCAACCAUAGGGUAAAGGAUCUGAGAUUCUCAUAAACUGAGAAUAACAAAGAUUCCGUUAGUCUCCCAGCUGAAUGGAAAUGGUUACAUAGCUCUCCUAAACCAAGGAAAAUUCUAAAUUGGUCUCUUUAACUAACUAAAUGGAAGAGAGUUUCCCAUAAUGCAUGUAUUGCAGAUCUGUAUUCCCUGUUUGCGAUAAGGAGCAUAUGACAUGACAUCCUUCAGCCAUACACAUGUAGCUUUGGUUCGACAGUGUUUGAAAACUGAUAGUUAGUCUCUAUGGUCUUCCCAGCUUCACUCCCUGCCCAGAAGCCAGGAAGACCAUAGAGACUAAUUUUUAGUUUUCAAACACUGUCUGACCCAAGGUGUAUGUAUAUGUCCUUAAGGAUCCUGUCAUAUACUAAAGGUAGGGAUGAGUUUUUUUAAAAUUUGUUUACAUAUACUUAUUUUAAACAAAUAUCUAUUUCAUUUUCAAAACUUCAUGACAGGAUUAUUAUAUAUAAAAAAAAUGUGUGAUGACAGUUGUCCUUUAAUUCACUAAACUAGGAAUUGUGGAAAAAUGAAAAGAGACUUCAAAAUUUAGACCAAAAUAUCAAAAAUUAAAAAAAAAAAGUACUAUUUAUUGAAAAUGUUCUGUGUUUGCAACCCCCCUCCCCUCCCCCCAAAAAAUAAAAUAAUGGUAACGUCCAGAGGCUUACAGUGUACCCACACUUCUAAUCAGCCCAUACAAAGGACACAAAUCUAGCAUUAUACGUCAGUAAAUGGUUAAAGUGAGGAUUACUCUUGUUUUUUAUAUGUCUUCCUUAACGCCUUGCAGGGAGAUUUUAAAUCUGUAAUAUUUUUGGCAUCAUUGCUGCUUUUUUGUUAAACGUUUAUCUUUCCCCCACAGGAGCUUUCCGGGGAAUGUGCAAGAAAAUUGAUCACUUCCCGGAGGACGCGGAUUAUGAGCAAGACACGGCGGAGUAUUUACUGCGUAAGGACAUUGUUACCACAAAUUAUCAUGCUGUCUGACCUUCAUCCUCAAUAUGGCACACUGUGACUAUGUAAAACAAUGUAAAAAGACAAUCUUGUAAUAUUAACAAUUUUAAAAACAGUUGCGGUUAGAAAGGAAACGUUGCCAAAGUUAACAAUCUGAUUAACUAGAGGGAUUGUCGUAGAGCACACACUGUAUCGGAAAAGGCCACAAUUAAUUUUAUUGAUGCAGCGGCAACAAAUUAUGUAGCACGGUACAAUAACCUUUACAAAUGUAAGAAAUUGGUACGACUGAGCCGUGUGUUGAGCAAUAGUUGGUAUUUUUUUUUCAAUCUUUGUUUUAUUAAGAUGGUAUCAUGAAAGAGAAAAUAAUCAAAAUGACAUCAGAGUUCGACUGCUUGACACAAUAAUGAGAUACACAAUUCCAGUCAUAGACAUUUCUGGGUGACAACAUCUAAUUUCUUUUUGUUUUUUUUUAAAUAAAUAAAAUCACUAUAUGUAAAUGCCAUGUCUACACUGGGACAGAGGUUAAACUUGCAGAUGGUUAGGUAGACAUGGUGGUUGCAAUGAAAUAAGUGGUCAAGAGUUAGUUUAAUACUAGAUACUUAACUAACAUGCUGAGUGUAGCGGAGCUGCAAUAUUAAAAUCAGUUUCCACGAACACAGCCGAAACACCACCGGGGUAAAGUUUUGACCGACCUCACAUGAGGCUCCUGCCCAAAAUAGUUCCAUAGAAUCCGGGGUUGCGGUCAGUCUCUUUUGGGGGCACGAAAACGCACAAAAUACGGAACGGAUGCUUCAACCUGUAUUCUAUUUGUGUGCCCCUCAUUCAUGGGAAUGAUUCCACUGAACAGUGUUCUUCUCAGAUGUAUAGAAACAAAUGCAGGCGAUGAUGGAAGUUCAGCGGUGUUCGCGAGGUCGAGUGUCCGAUUUUAGUUCCAUGCACUCGAUGACCAAACACUGCUGCCUGCAUGCACGGGAACAAGAUGGCCUCCACCAUGUGUUCGUACAUAUGAACGACGGCCACCCAUCCGACCGUUUAGGCUGAGGUGUGAACCAUUAUUGGAGUGUUACUAGGGGUGAUGGAGGUUAACAAGCAUACGGGUGGUAGGGAUUUUUUGUGGUUUUGUUCGGUUGUUGAACAAAAUAAGGAUCAAAACUAGCUGAAUGAGGUUUUACCGAACAAACCAGGGAAUCAUAGGGGAACAUAGUAGUCCAGUGACCUGGGGGUUUGUCACACUCAUAGGAACAUGGGUUAAUUCCGCCACACUGAGUAUACCACUGGGACUUAGUGUUUAAGACUCUGCAUGCACAAAAGGAAUAUCACAUUAAUAUAAAAUAAGGGUAAUAAAGGUUACAAAAGCGGUAAGUGAUUUAUCAACAAGGACUCUCACAUGGUUUGCACAUCGCAAACCAACCACAGUCAGCCAAUACCUAAACUUGGCAGAGUAACCGCAGGAGCAUGUAGGCUGCAGAGGGUAAAGUGAGUGAUUUAGGCGGGAUGAGGUCCUCCUCCAGCCCCAUGCCUGUGUGGAAGGCGGCAUCUGUUGACCACAGACUCGAAGGCUCUGUGAGUCCAAGUCUUCCCUACAUUGGGUGCAGCAAGAGACCCAGGUGUUUUUCUGCCGCCAGCGGCAGGCAGUCUUCUAGCAGGGUAGUCAAUGCUUCGGAGGCAGUCUCCUCAGGACCCUCGGCCUAAGUAGGCAAACAGCAUAGGGAGCUAGUGUAGGAGUAGGGGAUUUGCCCGAAAGAGGCCAUCUCAGCACCCCAUCCCCAACUUUCUUCACCUCCCUCACAGUGUGGGUUGGUGUUGGAGCCAUGCGCUUCUCUAGCAUUGCCCAGAAGCAUUGAAAGAUCGAGUGAGCACUCCACCAUAUUGCAGCAGCCUCCGCAGGACUGCCUUGAUGUAAACUCCAGUGAUGGAGGUAUGUCUGCCAUUUUGCCAGGAUUGCCGCCUGCGACGCAUCAACUGCAGUAAGUUACUGGAACCAAGAGAGGUACGUAAAUCAAGCCAGUGGGAACCGGGAUAACCCUCACCGGUCCAAAGGGGGAAACAGGGAGGGCAAGAUGAUCCAUCAAGGAGCUGCACCAGGCAAUCGGUAAGUAGGUAAGGAGGCAGUCGUCAACCUCACCCAUUGCUCGAGUAGAUAAAGCUCCGGAUGCUCAAUCUUCCACAAGGGCUUCACAGUGUCCAGACCAGGGUUCUCUAGCCUUAGCAGUAGGUACUUAGGUUACAGCUGUCAGUUUUUUCUUAUUUGGAGCUUAAUAAGUAAAAUCUGGCAAGAAUCUGGCAAUGAAACGUAAAUAACACGAAAUGCUGCAGGUGGUCCUGCUUUCAGGUCUUGGAUUUUCUACAUUUCUAUUUAUUUACCUUUCAUUAUAUUUUUAGUUUAUAUGCUUGGACCAUUAUAGCAUACACGAGGACUGCUGUCUCAGUCUAAUGCCAUGUGUGCUUUUUUUUAAAAUUGAAAUAAAUGCAUUUUUCUACGAUUUAUUCCUUGUAUACUGUUUGAGGUGAGUGCAGAUCAAAACCUUUUCUUUUUUGUGAAGUAUUCUUUGACUAUUGUUUGACUACUGGGAGGAUUCCAGCACCGACAGGGUAACCCUGAUAUACAUCUACUGAAGUGUGUUAAGGAUACCUUCAACUAAACAGAUAAAUUUGUUUUUUUGGAACUGCUGCAACUCUUUUCUUGAAUCAUGAAUUUUACCUCACUCACUCUUUUGACUUGUAACAGAUUCUGCCUGACAUUGUGAUUCUGUCUGUGACUGUAAUUCUGUCUGUGACUGUGAUUCUGGCUUGGACUGUCAUUGUGAUACUGGCUGUGACUGUGAUUCUGUCUGUCUAUGUGUUUCAGCCCGUCUCUGUGAUUCUGGCUGUGACUGUUCUUCUACCUGUCUCUGUGAUUGUGCCUGCACCCCUCACACACACUGCACCCCAUUCACAGACACUGCAUCCCUCACACACACUGCGCCCCUCACACACACAUUGCACCCCUCACACACACUGCACCCAUACACAGACACUGUAUCCCUCACACACACUGCGCCCCUCACACACACAUUGCACCCCUCACACACACUGCACCCAUACACAGACACUGUAUCCCUCACACACACUGCACUCCUCACACACACAUUGCACCUCUCACACGCACAGCACCCCUCACACUCAUUGCAACCCUCACACACACUAAACCCCUCACAUGCACUGCACCCCUCAUACACACUGCACCCCAGACACUGCAUCCCUCACACACACUGCACCCCACACACAAACACUAAAUUCCUCACACACACACACACACACACACACUCUACUACUCCUAUACCCUACUACAGGAAAUAUCUCGGCAGACUCCAGGUAAGUUGUCAAACUGUUCUUAAACAGUUUGACUACUUACUCUGGGAGGGUGCCACGGCACUCUUGGCACCAUACCCACUAAAGAGGGCUGUAUUGCCUGGGUUGUUCCUUUAAAUAAUCUACCAGUGCCGCUCGCAAGAUUAGGUUCUGGAUCCGCCACUGAUUGUGAUUCUGUAUAAACGGCUGUCACUGUGAUUUUGGCUAUCUCUUGGUCACUUGUUGUCACUGUGAUUGUGGCUAUGACCAGGGCCGUCUUUAAGGAGGGGCAAAAGGGGCAGCUGCCCCGGGCCCAUGGGACCCCUGCAGCACCUGAGGUAAUCAGGGGCGACAGCCCUUUAAUACUGCUCUGGACCGGGCCCUUGUAAUAUGGGGGUUGGCUGAAUACAAACACACAGCUAGCCCCUCACACACUGCCCUGUGAUCCCUUUUCUUCUCCGUGGCAUGCUGGGAGGCAGUGAGGUCAGAUCACUUCCUCCUAAGUGCCGCUGGGGAGGAGGCACACACCACACGGAGGAGGAUGCAAGCAUUGUUGGGGAGAGGGACUGAGAAAGCUGAUGGCAGACUCCCAUCAUCAUGGGCCAACAAGCUCCCACUGGACCCCAGGGAAGCCACCUUUCUGUACCCAAAAGGUAAGGAGACAGGAGGAUGUUAAAAAUCCUAGAAGAACCUGACAGUUCCCUAUUAAAUAUACAUUUUAAAAGUAUUUAUUUUAACAUAUUAUUGCAUCAAGUGUUAUCAAAGGCUGUAUACCAUUUCCAAAUGUCACUUUUGCCAAAUUCUGGACCAGGGUAUGUAAGAACAGAGUUGAGACAUUAUUAUGGCCAAGGUUGCUGGGAGUUGCUGUCCAAGAGCUGCUAGAAGGCAGAGAUUAAAAUAUGUAAAUGUACACAUAUGUGUGUGUAUCUGGCUGUGUUUAUGUCCUUGUGUGUAUCUGGCUGUGUUUAUGUCCUUGUGUGUAUCCUUGUGUGUAUCUGGCUGUGUUUGUGUCAGUGUUUGUAUCUGGCUGUGUUUGUCUGUGUGUCAGUGUUUCUGUGUGUAUGUAUACCUGUGUAUGUGUACUUGUGUGUCAGUGUGUAUGUGUACCUGUGUGUGUGUGUGUGUUUGUGUGUGUGUGUAUGUAUGUAUGCAUGUGUCAGUGUGUGUAAGUGUGCAUCUGAGCGUGUGGUAAUGCAUACAUCCCAGCAUUUUAAUGCCAACACAAAUACACUCCAUCUCUAGCACUGUACACAUAUACACCCCUGCAGUUAUACCUUUAUGUAUGUGUGUAUCUGAGUGUGUGUGUACAUACCUGUGUCAGUGUGUGUGUGACUGUGAUUCUCCCUGUCAUUGUGAUUCUAUCUGUCACUGUGAUUCUACCUGUCUCUGUGAUUCUGGCUUUUACUUGGUUACAGGCUGUCACUGUGCUGCCAGUAUUGGGAUAUAUGAGAUCAAGAUGCUGGUGGCUAGGGGCAUUACGAGUGAUGCAACUUGUUUGUCUAAUUAAGGGCUCACUAGCUGUCACUGUUUUAAUUGUCAUCAUUUACAUUCUGGCACUCAGUUGGGAAUAGGUUGUCAAUGGACAUUCUCGAGGUCUCUUGGUCACUGGCUGUCAGUGUAUAAACUGCUGUCACUGUGAUUCUGGGUGUCUCUUGGACACUGGUGGUCAGUGUAUAAACUGCUGUCACUGUGAUUCUGGCUGUCUCUUGGUCACUGGCUGUCAGUGUAUAAACUGCUGUCACUGUGAUUCUGGGUGUCUCUUGGACACUGGUGGUCAGUGUAUAAACUGCUGUCACUGUGAUUCUGGCUGUCUCUUGGUCACUGGCUGCCAGUGUAUAAAUUGCUGUCACUGUGAUUCUGGCUAUCUCUUGGUCACUGGCUGUCAGUGUAUAAACUGCUGUCACUGUGAUUCUGGGUGUCUCUUGGACACUGGUGGUCAGUGUAUAAACUGCUGUCACUGUGAUUCUGGCUGUCUCUUGGUCACUGGCUGCCAGUGUAUAAAUUGCUGUCACUGUGAUUCUGGCUAUCUCUUGGUCACUGGCUGUCAGUGUAUAAACUGCUGUCACUGUGAUUCUGGCUGUCUCUUGGUCACUGGCUGUCAGUGUAUAAACUGCUGUCACUGGGAUCCUGGCUUUUUUCUUGGUCACUGGCUGUCAGUGUAUAAACUGCUGUCACUGUGAUUCUGGCUGUCUCUUGGUCACUGGCUGUCAGUGUAUAAACUGCUGUCACUGUGAUUUUGGCUGUCUCUUGCUCACUGGCUGUCACUAUGCUUCUGGGUGUCUCUUGGUCACUGGAUGUCAGUGUAUAAAUUGCUGUCACUGUGAUUCUGGCUAUCUCUUGGUCACUGGCUGUCGCUAUGAUUCUGGGUGUCGCUUGGUCACUGGCUGUCAGUGUAUAAACUGCUGUCACUGUGAUUUCGGCUAUCUCUUGAUCAUUGGCUGUCACUGUAAUUCUGGCUGUCGCUUUGUCACUGGCUGUCAGUGUAUAAACUGCUGUCACUGUGAUUCUGGCUGUCUCUUGGACACUGGCUUUCAGUGUAUAAACUGCUGUCACUGUGGUUUUGGCUGUCUCUUGGUCACUGGCUGUCACUGUGAUUCUGGCUGUCGCUAUGUCACUGGCUGUCAGUGUAUAAACUGAUGUCACUGUGAUUCUGGCUGUCUCUUGAUCACUGGCUGUCAGUGUAUAAACUGCUGUCACUGUGAUUCUGGCUGUCUCUUGGUCACUGGCUGUCAGUGUAUAAACUGCUGUCACUGUGAGUUUGGCUGUCUCUUGAUCACUGGCUGUCAGUGUAUAAACUGCUGUCACUGUGAUUCUGGCUGUCUCUUGGACACUGUCUGUCAGUGUAUAAACUGCUGUCACUGUGGUUUUGGCUGUCUCUUGGUCACUGGCUGUCACUGUGAUUCUGGCUGUCACUAUGUCGCUGGCUGUCAGUGUAUAAACUGCUGUCACUGUGAUUUUGGCUGUCUCUUGGUCACUAGCUGUCACUGUGAUUCUGGCUGUCUCUUCAUCACUGGCUGUCAGUGUAUAAACAGUUGUCACUGUGAUUCUGGCAGUUUGUUGGUCACUGGCAGUCAGUGAGUAAGUGUCUGUCACUGCUCCCUGGUGAUACUACCACAGAUGGCAGGGAUUGCUAAUGCCCUCGAUGUGCAUUAGUUAGGAGAGGCCCAGAGGACCGUCUCAGUAUGUUUUCCUGCACAUCAGUUUCAGCUAUGACAAGGUCCCAGUAAAAACAAGGUCGUAAAAGAACACUACACACAUAAAGAACUUUAGCUUGCUAAAGCAUUUUCAUCUAUUUUCAUUAUACAAAAAAAAUCAGAUUUUAAUAGAAAUUGGCACUUUUAUAAAGUAACAUUGUUACACCCCCCUGUUAUCAGACAACUGGGUCCUGUUACUUCCUGGUUGUUCAGCUCAGUGGAGCUAAACUCAAGAGCCAUGACUUGCCCCGAACACCUGCCUUGCAAAGACAUGUCAUUGAGCUGCAUUGGGUAGUCUGUGAUUGGACAGCCAUGAAAAUCUGGGCGGGGUUAGAAGGUGAGGGUUUGUAAAGGCAGCAGACUUGAGAUCUGUAGCUCUAGCACACUGUUUGUAGAUAUACCCCCAAUGAGAAAAGCGUCAUUAAAUGCAAGUAUGUUUUCACUGGCGGUGUAUCUAACAGUGAUUGUUGUUUAAAUGUAUUUGUAUUUUUUAGGGGAUGGUCCCUUUAAAGGUUCUCCUAUUUGUCCUAAUGAGGAGGCCACCUAUUAAAUAUUGCCUAAAAAAAUACAAGUGGAAGAAAAAAUUAUUAAAGAUCUAAAUAAAGGCCUUUAGGUUUUGUAGAAUUUUGAUAAAAAUUUCUGCUUUUCUAAGAUUUAACUAAUUUCCAAAAUACAUUUUCGACUUUCCAGCGGCGUUCUUGAAUUAUCUGAGUAACCAUGAAUAGUGGGCCUUGUGGGCUGCCGUGUUGAUUUGUUUUAAUGUAUAAUGAGGUAUCGUGUUUGCCAUAUUGAUUUGGGAUAUUGUUACAAUUUUCCUUGAUUUGAUUAUGAAGCGUGCAGCUGGUCAUGCCCACAAAACAUAACCCGCAAGGACAGCUCAAUAACUAAAUGACAUUAUUUAUAUGUGCAAUGAAAUAGAUUGCUUGAAUCUACGUUACUUACAGGAUUAAGUUGUACCUUGACAAAAUGCACAGCAGGAAACAGUGUAUCGUAUGAAGAAAGAAAUUUAUCUUCCCAGUCACUUAAUGGUCAAUAGCUAUUCCCAUUCAAACGUGAGCCAAUCCUGUGCGUUGUAGAAAUAUGCCUUAAGGAAGCUGACUGAUAGGGAAGAGAGGCUUGCUGUGACUCUGUUUAAAUAAAGAUACACAGAUAGUUUGUUACAAUCUACCAGAAGCCUAUGGCAAUUCUGGGGCAGCCGGGACAGUUUCUCAUUUGUUAGGCGACUGAUGUUUCAUUUUUCUGUGAUCGGCCCUUGUCUACCCUGGACACUUUGAAACAUGUUCUCCUGCAGCAGAGAUGAGUCUUUUUAGCAGACGUGAGAUUAUUCAUGUGCAACAAAAUGAAAAUAGCAGAUAGUCACCGGUAUUUUAUUGCACAGCUUGGCAAAGUGAUCUGCUUAUCAAAUCCAGGUGAAGGGUAGGAGAAGGGCUGUGAGUUAUUAUAAUAUGUUUAUUUAUGAAGCACAAAGCGUCAAACAUAUUCCACAGCUCUGCAUAAUGAGCUACGGAAAUAUCUCAGAUAUGUGACUUUAUUUACUUAAUAUGAUUGCGAGGUAGUUUGUGAGAUAUUUUUAGAUAUAUUGGGGGAAAAAAAGAAUGAAUUAGAAAAUAAAAAAUAUUCUUAAAGGGUUACUCCAUGCAUUAUGGUUCCCUGUUGCUAAAUGAUUGGCCCCCUUACCUGGGCCCCAACAGGCUCUGAUGCUCAUUGAUCCAGUGAUGCACUUCUGGCUUCUGUAGCGAUGCAGAAGCCGCGGCGGUCGACAUUCUUGGCUUAGAGCUGUAGCUGACUUCUCUGAGCCAAUGACUGACAUACUGUGGAACAAAACUUGCACAGAAUUGACAUUAGUUCCGGACGGGCCAAUGACACCCCUAUGAUGGUGCCGGAGGUGGAGCAACACCUCCAGCAGCUAAGGAGUUAAUCUCUCUAGUGCAGCUUUUUUUUUUUUUUUUUGACAAUUUUUAUUGUUUUUUUUCUUUCACUUAUUUUUCGUUCCUUGAAGGAAAGAAGCGAAAAAAGAUGAUGUGGGGUACAGAACGUACAGGGCUGUGGGUAAAGACAAAUUCAACAAAUGCAAUACAUUUGAAUUACUUAUGCCAUACAGUUGCAAUACAGUUUUAAUUCAAUUGCGAUACAGAGUUAGUUCAUGUCACCCAGUUCUUAACGGGUUACAUGUGACACAGAUUCCACGUAGUUCUGGAGGAGAUGCCAUGGGGACCCCCUGGGCCACCUUGUUACUCUGCUGGCUUCCCCCUGGUGUAUCCCCACCACCCCCCUCUGAGCCCUAAUCAUCCCUGGUUUGUGAGGGAGAAUGAAUCUGGUGAACCUUGUCCGGAGCUAGGUAUCUGCAUGUUGUGGAAAGGGGUUGUGUGGGUUUGUGGUGGGUGUUUCGGGUUUCAGCAAAACGGGAUUUUGUGCGGUAUAGUGUGCUUAAUAAUCUCAACCAGUGGUCUCCCCUGGGCGAGACUCAGCGAUUAAACCUCCCAUACCCCAUGGAUGAGCGUCUAGGUUAGCUCCAUUCCAUUCGGGUGGCUCACGUCUUUGUACCUGUGACUCUGGAAUGACUUAGCGUCACAAGUCUUAAUGGUGGGCUUGUGUGGUGUUAUUGUUCCAAUGGGCAAGUCGGAGUGUCAGGGUAAGUGGGUGUACUAGGCCUAAGGUAGCCCUUCCAUAACCUCUGCGCUGCCAGGACAUGUUUUCUGGGUGCCAGUUGUUAGUGAGUCAUGGCUUUGUAGUCAAUGUUAGUCAUGAUCUGCUGUUUCAGGGUGUUUGUUGAGGGGGCCUCUGUCGAUUUCCACUCUCUAGCUAUUAACGUAAAGGCUGAGAUAAGGAUGUGGAAAACCAGGAUAGAGUCCAGCCUGCUAAAUUGGCCUAGGGUGAGAAACAAUAUCCCUAGGUCUGGUUUAAGAUUAAGUGUUGUGUUCAGUGUUCCCGCAAUCAUAGCAUCUACUGCUUUCCAAUAUGGUCUGAUGCGUGCACACUGCCACCAGACAUUGCACAUAGUUCCCCUUCAGUGUGGCAUCUCCUGCAAAUAGCCGAGGUAUGGGGAUAUAUCUUUGCUAGUCUAUCAGGCACCAUGUACCAUCUAUAUUGCAAUUUUCUCAUUUGUUCCAAGUGGGAGACACAGGCCAUUCUACCUUUGUGUGCUGUGUAUGCCUCUUGCCACUGCUGAGCGGUGUAGGUGGAGUUGAGGUCCCCAUGCCUUGCUUUGUCUAGGAGUUGUUGGUCCCAGUGUUGAGUAAGUUGUAACUAAGGGAGAUGGUUCUUUUGCAGGUUAUAGCGGAUAGGCAGGCUUUCUAUAUCGUUGUCAUGGGUAGUGUCAUGUGCGCAGAGGCGGCCUGGCCACCCAGGGUGAACAUUAGUUGCAAAUAUGAGAAUAAAGCCCUAUGAGGUAGGUCAAAUUGGGCUUGGAGGUCAGGGAGUUGCAGUAAUCUGCCGUUAGAGAAGAGUUGGUGCAACCAUUGAGCAGUCAUGCCAUGUGGUCAAAGGAGGUGUUGAAUAUGUGGAUGCUGUAUAUCGGAAUGGCUAGUGACCAUGGUUCAGUUGAGUAUAGGGGGGUUCUAGUGGCAUCCCAUGUUCGUAAUAGUAGGUCUGUGGAAGGUAGUAGGUCCGGGUUAGGGGGCCUCAGAUGUGGGGGUAUCCAGAAUAGGUAUUUCAGUCCCCUACGCGUAGUGCAGCUUUUUUUUUAAGCGCAAUGCUACGCAUAGAGACUUCAGACACCAUGACCACUUAAAAUUUCUGAAGUGGUCAUGAUGCUUGAAGUUACGCUUUAAAUACAUGUUUUUUUAGGAUGAAUUUAAAAUAACUUUGAAAUUAUGCCAUUCAUUUAAAUUAUACAAUAUGCUGUUUUAUAAAUCAAGCAUUCAGAAAGAAUAUAAAUGUUUUUAGGCUGAUCGCUUCAGCCAUUAAUCAAGUUGCCCAACAAGCAAUUGUCGGUCUAUUUAUAUAUCUGUCAUCUUUAUAUGUAUGUAAAUACGUACAAAAUUUUUUAGAGAGCUGGAAAAAAUUUCCUUCAAGGUAGACUUGUUAAAUAGAACUUAAAUAGAAUAAUGUGUUUGUAUAAUUCAAUCAAUUUAGUCAUUUACUCAAACAUAAUUACAUCUAUUUUAUAAUUGACGCUCAAGUAUUGAAGCUGCUGUCUAAUGGAGUUAGUAGAAUGGAUGUUAGUUUUAUUCACAUUUAAUCAGAAUCAGAAGGCUGGUGGCAAACAUGACAUUUGUUUAGAUAUCCUAUCUGCAUUUUACAAGAGAACGCAUGUAAACAACCCAUGCUCCCAGUGUUCAAAGGCGGGGAAACCUAGCCUGUACCAGUCAGUGUAUAUUUCUUUUCCCAAAAUAACUGUAGAUGAUAUUAAAGGGUUUCUCUAACUCUUUUUCAUUUAAAACAUUAUUCUAGCAGUCCACGCCUACAAAAAUGCUCAAAGAACCUUUUUUAAAAUAUGUACCUUAAUCUAGUGCCGGGCUGCCAAUAUAAUGUGUCCGGGGGCAACUUGCCCCCGGUACACAAUUAAAAAUAUCUCUGGAUUUGCAAGUUGAAACACUGUACAUCCUGAAUCCUACAACAGAAACAUAGAAUGUGACGGCAGAUAAGAAGCAUUCGGCCCAUCUAGUCUGCCCAAUUUUCUAAAUACUUUCAUUAGUCCCUGGCCUUAUCUUAUAGUUAGGAUAGCCUUAUGCCUAUCCCACGCAUGCUUAAACUCCUUUACUGUGUUAACCUCUACCACUUCAGCUGGAAGGCUAUUCCAUGCAUCCACUACCCUCUCAGUAAAGUAAUACUUCCUGAUAUUAUUUUUAAACAUUUGCCCCUCUAAUUUAAGACUAUGUCCUCCAUGACCACUUCAAAACGCAGAAGUGGUCCUGGUGGUUGAAGUAACCCUUUAACUUCAAAUGAACACAAAACGUUUCUUAGUUUUACCCAUCGCAGAAAGAAAUGAAUCCGCAAUGGCUGCAUCUUUGCAAAAAGAACUGAGAAUGGCUGGACCCUUAUUUCUUUGAAGGAAAAACUUUACUAAAAGUUGGAGAACGAAGAGGGUAGGUUUUGAAAACAUUUAAUGCUGGAUUCCAUUAACAGAGAUAUACUCAACUCUGCUAACAGAAAAUAAGUCUUUACAUUGACAUCUACAGGGAAAAUGCUAUUUAAUUACAAGAGAUAAGCUUAUCCCAUCUAAUGGAAUCUAGACGGAUUAUUUGGGGUAUACUAGCUAGUACGAAUAGUGUACUGAUGACGUUCUUUAUACAAUCUCUCGUUAUUUCUGCUUCUAUGCUAACAUAAUAGACCCUGUCUGAAAUUUUGGAAUAUAACCAGUGGAGGAAUUAAUUUUGUUGCUUAAGGUACAAUAUAUGCAUACUCUAAUGCUAUAUCCUCCUGAACUAUUAGAUACCUGAAUUGCAGCUAUAGCACUUGCUUUAGCUAUUGUCAGGAUUAGCCUACUCUAAUACGCAAACCUAAAGGACACAGGACAGAACCACGUUACGGACCUUAAAGUGGCCGGGCCUGUGCCUAAGAAACAGAAUACACAGAGUAAACCAGAAACAGUGGUACACAGAAGCAAGAACCAAAUCAAGGUCAGGAUUAUAGAAAGCAAGAAUAGUCAGACAACCUGAGUUCAAUUAACAGUAAAGCACUAGACAAUAACUCACUCUCGGGCGUAGAAAAACCACAACAAGACAAGGAAACAAGGACAACCGGGAAGUAUAUAUAUCCUGUACUGGGUUGUGAUUGGUUGCAAAAGGCUGUGAUGUCAUAAAAUUGUAAACAUCAUCAAAAAGCGCCACUGUCAACAUAACAGGAGGGAAAUAGAAUCGUUCGGUGUCAUAAAUUACAUCAUAACGAGACACCAAGAAGCUAGGAAUGAGUGGGGAAUGCCUUGUGUGCAUUAAAUGAAGUUACAUCACUGCGUAAAUAGCAGAGUGACAGCUGUCUACUGACUCCUGUUUCAUAUGGUACAUAAUUCCCUCUCUUCCCUCUGACCUUCUAACCGGCCCUAUUCAUUUUGCGGUUCCUAAUAUCUGGGUGGCAUUUGGUUACUUUAAUGUAUAUUACUUUGUAUCCAUGGCUCCAAAUGCCGAAUGAUCAUAUCGCUCACUGUAUUUGGUUCUCUAUCUUGACCAGUCAUGAUUUGCAACUUCUUUAUAAUACCUGUGUUUCCUAUUUUGAAAAAAAAAAGAAAACACAAUAAAUUUCGAUUUCCCCCCCAAAAAAAAACAUAAUAUCGGUAUUUUUUAUCCUUUCAAUGUUUUUGUAAAGGCAGAAUAAAUAAUAACUCAAACAUUUUUAGAUUCUUUUUUUUUUACUUUUAAUAAUUUUAUUGAUUUAUGUAUCUCUAAUCAGCAGUCUAUACACAACAUUUCUGUUUUAUCCUAUGUUUAUGUUUAUGUGCCGCAUUUCCUUCGGAGGUUUGACAUAAAUCUUGCUGUUAGAUUUUUUAAACCAAAAAUGAUUUAUAGUGAAGGUGUUGAUGAGAGUCUGGGAGUCAUCCCCUUUAGUGUAGUGGUUGAAACAAAACUCCCGAUAGCCUUGUUAUUUAAUUCCAGAUAUAAGCAGAAUGCUGUCUACUAAUAACUGACCUCAGAGCAUCUACUUAACCCAGUGACCUGAUUAACUUCUAAUCUGUCUCUACUCUAGGAGCUGUCCGAGCAUCCAGCAUCUUCCCUAUACUCAGCGUUGGUCUCCUGUUUUUCGGUGGUCUAUGUGUUGCUGCCAGCGAGUUUUACAAGAAUAAGCACAAUGUUAUACUCAGCGCGGGUAUCUUCUUUGUAUCAGCAGGUCAGUGUCCUUCAUCCGGACCAAGGUCACAAUAAAGGUUCUCCCCCUCUGAGACCCAGUUUGUCAUGACUUUAAAAAAAUAAAUUGUAAUAAGUAAACAUUGUGCAUGCAUCAGAAUGAUUUGUGGUCUUAGUGGCGCUAUAGGCAAGAGCGUUUCUAUUUUACAGGUAAUCAAUGCAGAAAUAUUGACUUUUAAAUAUAAAUAUAUAAUAAAAAGUGCUCUUAAGUGCUUUUUUUGACAAUCUAAUUCAUUGCUACAAAAUGUUACCCAAAAAAAUCUAGAGACAGUUUAGUAACUAAGCCUGAUAAGGACCAGUUACGUGAUAAAAUAUUACUAAAACAGAUAAUUUAAAGUAGCAAUAAUAAAAUGAGCAUUAAUAAAAAGAGUUAUAAGAAUGGUAUGGGAUUAAAUAUAUUGAGAUCAUAUAAUUCUUAUAGAUUUUUUGGGGGGGAUAAAAUCACAGUUUGUAUUUAGAGCACAGAAUGUAAAGUUCGGCAUACCUCCCAAGUGUCUCUGUUUAGGAGGGACAGUCCCUGUCUGGGCCCAAACCUCUCUGUCACUCUUUUUGAUUCUAAUGACCCUCUUUUCUAGGAGCUCCAUAAUAAUGGUGUGUUAACAUAACCUAAAAUUAUAAACAACAUAAUUUAUUAAUAUUGAUAACAGUAGAAAAACAUUUGUACUCUACACCCCAAAUCUCCAAUAUGAACAUACUUAAAGAAACAUGCAUGCAAAGGAAUAUUUAGACUAUACAAGUGACCAUACAGACAGGUCAUAUCUUUACAAGGUGGAUCAAUAUUCCUUGUUGUUAACCUAGCAAUCUCUUAGUAUCGAUCUUGCGAUAGUAUGAUUAAUAAUGAUAACUGGAGCAUGGUUUUAGUUUGAACACAAUAAUGAUUUCUCAUUUCGGGAGCAUUACUGACAGAAAAAGUUUGUAAGAGUUUUUGGAGUGUGCUCGCAAUAACAGCACGCACUCAAUUCCGUACGAAGAAAAGUCAUCAGUCGAAUACUAGAAAUGGUUUGUGAUCAAGGCCUUGGCUACAAAUAUAUAUUUUAAAAUCAUGGUAUUUAUGGCUUCCCGUAACAUGUAGUUAAAUCUAUUAGUAAUGGUAGUUUAAUUACUUUCUUUUCUUAUAGGAUUGAGCAACAUCAUUGGAAUCAUUGUCUACAUCUCGGCUAAUGCCGGCGACCCAGGGCAGAGUGAUUCCAAAAAAAGCAACUAUUCCUAUGGCUGGUCCUUUUAUUUUGGGGCUUUGUCUUUCAUUAUUGCGGAGAUGGUGGGCGUUCUAGCUGUGCACAUGUUUAUCGAGAAGCACAGGCAAAUAAGAGCCAAAUCUCACUCUGACCUCUUCAAAAAAUCUGCUUUCUCCCGCAUUCCCAGCUAUCGGUACCGCUUUCGAAGGCGUUCCAGCUCACGCUCCACUGAGCCAAGAUCCAGAGAACCUUCUCCAGUUGGUAAGAGCUUCCACACUAUUCCUACUAGUGAUAUCUCCUUGUAUACAUUAACUGCACGCGACCCUACCAAGGUGACUGUGGGCUCCCUGCUAAAUUCUGAAAGGGAACACAAUUUUCUUCAAGUUCACAACUCUAUCCCGAAGGACUAUAAAGAAUCUUUGCACAAUAAUCCUUCCAACAGGCGCACUACACCUGUCUGAAUCCUUCUUACAGAAGACAGAAGAACACAUUUAAACUGCUAGAACCUGGUGGGGAACCCAAAAGCCACCAUGGAAGAUGGGGGAUGCUGCUUCCCUUGCAGUACCUCCAGGAAAACAUUAAGGAGCAUCAGGAAGAUAUUCACCUAACACCCUACCAUCAGAUGCAACAAAUGCUGGAAAUCGAGAUCUGUGUGACUACCUGUCAUGUAUUGUAUUAGUAUUGAAAGAUUAGGCCUUUAGAGAUGCAGAUGGAUAAACAGUUGCCUGUGAUUCAGGGAGGAAAAGGAAAGACAUUACCAAUCUAUCGGCUUGUCAUGAAUGCCCAGAGAUGAUAAAGCUCCUAUGAGUGUACAGAGAACGUGGGAUCCUUUUUAUUUUUUCCUUCGGUGGAAAACGGUUUUGCAUAUUCAUUCAGAAGAGAAUCCCACAAUGAGCAUUAGAGAAAAUUACUAUCUAAUCUCUUCGAUUUGUGUUGGUUCCUAAUCAGGCUACAGCCAGGCGCUCAUAACAUUCUGCAAUGGAAAAUAGGACUACAGGAAUAGGAUUAUAUCCUAAUAAUUGUAUUUCAGAUAACCCACCCGUAAUCAUACCACAAUCCAGAAUAACAGGCAUUUUAAAGCUUGACAUUUAAAGGAAUACAAUCACAGGAAAAACAACAAAAAAAACAUUUGUCUAUUUUUUUUUCAUCCACAUUCCGGAAUCCUACAUAAGUUUUCUAAGUCACUACUUAUGUUGAGUUUUUCCCCAAAUAAGGUGCUUUGUAAUUGACAGUAGAGAUUAAGUGCUUGGAGACAUUACCACGUCAGGAAAGUGAGCCUCUGGGUAGCGACACCCCUGUUAAGUGGAAACGUAGCCUCUGUUAACAGCCGCUACAGUAUCUCCAAUACCCUAUUUACUACUUCCUCAAGAGGGAACGUUCGUCAUAAGACUUUAGAAGCACAUAACCAAUGAGAUGCUGCACCGUGAUCAUGUGACAGGUUACUUGAAGAGGGAGUGGAUGUAAAGGCCUCAGGCAUGCCUUGCCAAAAAAAAAAAUGAAUUAGUUAUUAUGUGGGAAGAGCAACCAUUUGUGGGUGGGGGUAAUAAACGGUUCUGUGAAAAUGGCUGAAUACUUUGUUCAGAACUAGGAAAAAAAAUGUAUUGUACUAAAAAGACAUUGAAACUGCAUUAACGUAGGUAAACUUUUAAUUCCUAACUAAUAAAACAAUAUUUAACUUUUAUUUCCUUAAUGCACAUGCUGGUUUAUAAUGGUGAUUAGGGAUCGAUUUAAUAAUUUUGAAAAUUAAGGGAAAUCAUUUUCUCAGAGGUUACAGUAAAGACAUAUGUAGUGGCUGAAUGAGUUGUCUUCUGUUGUUGCACUAGGGCAGGGUCCUCAAACUCUGGCCCCGCAGAUGUUGCUGAACUACAACUCCCAUGAUAUUCUGGCUAUCUAUGCAAGUCAAAGAAUCAUGGGAGUUGUAGUUCAG
Molecule: messenger RNA, 57542 nt
Organism: Pelobates cultripes (western spadefoot toad)
Lineage: Eukaryota; Metazoa; Chordata; Amphibia; Anura; Pelobatidae
Source: the annotation of a GenBank genome assembly